GAGGUGUCUUGCCCUUAAAAAGAAAUUUGAAAUUGGUUUCAGCCCACCCCCCAGAAGCAUCAUCCAUAUGUCACAGAAGGGGUGUAGCCCAAGACCCCCCUCCCUAGAUUCAUCAUAGGUACAUCAUGAAAGGGGAGGUCUGGUGGCAGUAAUCUGAGCAGUCUGGACCCUGCCCCCUGCCCCCAAAACCUAAUAAACAAAAUUGAGAGAUAUUUACAUUUCCCUGUUUCCCAGCCAAGUUAAUCACACCCUUUUGUCUGGCACUCAGGUACCAGGAUGCCAGGGUUAUCACUUUAAUUCCUGAGACAAUGAGAAGGUUCCCCCCACCCCCCUUCUUCCUUGCAGAGGAACACCUGGUCAGAGAGAGAGUCAAAAUGGUGUCAGAAAGGCCUGUCUUCCUGUGCUGCUUCAGACAUGUGCCUGUACAUUCAUGUACAUGUUUUAUGAACAAUUAUUAUUAUAUAUAUAUAUAUAUGACCUCAAAAUUCUUAUAACACUAGUGUGGGCAAUACUGGGUUAAAAGGACAGAUAAUGGUCUGACUGAUUCAGGCAGCUCCCUGACCAGCACUGGCUGCUGGUGCCUUUGUUCUGCAUGGCCUAUUGUGUGAUAGUAAGUCCCCAAGUCAUCAUCUCAUGCACUUUUGAAGCAGUGGUGCUGUGUCUCUCAGGAUAAACAGGGUGAUGGGAGGAGGACACCCCCCCCCCAAUGUAAGGCAGGCCAAGAAGCUUCUGUGAAGGCGGGGAGCCAUGGGUGGGAGAGAGGGAAACAGCCCUCAGAUUGGUUUGGAGGUAGCGCUGCUGGAAGCCAAGGCCAGUCCUGCUGAUGAGGUCCUUUCUUCUGCAAGCGAAUUGUAAAAUAUGGCUCAAAUUUUCAUUACGGGCUCUAUUGAUUAUCUUUGGGGACAGAUGAAUUAUGGGGGACAUUAAAUUAAAAAAAAGAAAAGGAAAUAUUUGAAUGAGUUUGGGAGGUCGAUGCCAGAACAGCUGACUCGCUCCCAGCCUUUCUGGCACUUGAAGCCUCUGGGGCCUUGAGCCCCUCUGAACUGAGCUAGCUCUCUGCAUUUUCUGGUUGCCCAGGGCCACACAUGCCCAGAGUGGGAAGGAGCUCCCAGUGGCUUGACUUGAGCUUGCUCUCUGUUCUGCCCGUAUAAUCCAGAUUUGCACAUUGGUCCUAGCACAUGUGUUUCUGGCCACAUCCGUUCUAUAAAUUUAAAGCACUAUGAUGCCACAUUAAGCAGUCAUGGGCUCUUCUAAAGAAUCCUGGGAACUGUUGUCUAGUAAGAGUGAGGUUGAGGGACUCCUCUUCCCCUUACAGAGAAGGAAGGGCAGGGAAUGUCUGCUGCCUGAAACCCUGGAAAGCCACUGUCAGUCAGUGAAGACAACACUGAGCUAGAUGGAUUCAGUAUAAGGUAGCUUCCUACAUUAAAACUCCUGCUGGAAAAUCAAGCAGUUUUUAUGCUUUGGUCAGGUGGUUUUGGAGAAUUAGAACUGCAGGUACUUUAGCCCUCUGAGGCAGAAAUAGUUGGAUAGAGUGUAUUGUUUUCUGUCAAAGGCAACAACCACCUCCUCUUGAACUCCGUGCAAGGGAAUAUGGAACAAGAUGCCAACCAUGAAGUGUCCAAACUCAAAGGAAGUGAAAUAGAAUAUUUGCGCCUCUGAUAGGGCUCAUCCACACUUCCCUUUGUGCUGCAUUCCUAGGCCCAGCUCCGGGAUUUCCAGGUCUGUGUCCGAGCAUGUUUUUUUUUUCUUUUUUGUCCUGGUGCUUUCCCCAGAAAAACCUGCAUUUUUACCACUGAAUUGAAGCAAAUAGCAAUUUUGUGCAGGUUGCUGUUUGCUGCAGUUCAGCGAUAAAAUGUGGGUUUCCCCUGCAGAAAGCACCAGGACAAAAACAAAAACAAAAAAACCCCUGCUUGUACACAACCUGGAAAUCCCACACCUGAGCCUAGAAACUCAGCACAAAUGGAAGUGUGGAUGAGCCCAUGGUUGGAUAGAAGAGGGCAUUUCAGCAAAGGUUGAACCUCUUUCUGUGCAGUUCUUGGAGGCUCACCUGCCCUGUCCUGCUUGUGGGCACCCUAGAUCUCAGAAGGUAAAAUGAAGGCACAUGUUGGCACUAGGUCUUCUGUUGAGGGCCCUAGUUGCAGACCUGGUGUGGCUUACAGUCUGCUUAACAACCAGUUCUCUCUGUCUCAUGAAUGCCAUGCAACCAUAGAGUCAUUGAAUCCAACCCAUGGUUCAAACAGUUUGGAAAGCUCUGGCUUAAGGGUUGCAGUGACUCCACUGAGUAGCAUUUGCAUUCUGAAGUUCUGGGAGAGUUUUGAGCGAGGUAUUGGCCUCUGGUGUCUCCUCCCAUGCAUCUGGGUCCUCCUUAGGAUUUUGCAGUCAAUCAUGCGUGUUCUGUGCGCGCAUACAAAUAUCUGUCUCUCCUCUCUAAGAAACUUUAGAUUUGUAUCCCUCUGUCCGCACCUGUUUCCGCCUCCCCCUUCUUGUUCCUCCCCCAGGGGGCUGGAGAGCCCAGUAUCUGGUCACACGGCACACCUUUUUUCUCCACUUCUGUGUUGUUUUUAGCUUCUCGGUUCGGUUGAGCUGGCAGCUGCUGCCUCUCAGGAAUUUUCUGUUGGUUUUGGUAAAACCGUCAAGGAAUGCUGCCCGCGUCUCUCAUCUCCCUCCUGAGUCAAAAGUUGCCCCAAAAGAACAACUCUGCCCUGCCACCCCUGCAUCUGAGCACUGGGAACCCAUUCCAUUUCAGGAUCUUGCUCUCAAUUAGCUGUUCUCGCACAUCUUUCCUCGCUGCCACAACCACCUUUGCUUCUGAAGCCACUUGCUCAUAUCUUCUGUGCUGGUUCAACUCCUUACAUCCUUUUCUCUUUCCUUAUUCCACUCUCAGAGGAUGCACACCGCUAAAUACCACUUGCCAGGAGCCACAAGUGGAUAGAAUGCUGUCAUACUCAGGUCUUGCUUGUGGGCAUCUGGUUAGCCGCUUUGAGAACAGGAUGCUGGACUAGAUGGGCCUUUGGCCUGACCCCGGAAUCAGGCUCCUGUCCAUUGGUCUCUUUCUGUAUGGCUUUGAAAUGGGAGUAGGCAGAUUCACAGAUGAGAAGGUUGGCAAGGGACACUAGUUAAACUGGGUUAGGUAUUCCCUCCGCUCUUGGAGGCCUGUGCCUCUGGAUACAAGAAGCAAAUGGGGAGGAAACUGCUGUUACCCCCAGGUCCUGCUUGUGAGCUUCACACAAGCAUCUGAUUGUCCACUCUGAGAACAGGAUACUGACCUGGGUGGGCCUUUGGUCUGAUCCAGCUUCAGGGCUCUUCUUAUGUACAACACUCAACACUCUAAGCCUGCCAGAAGGGUAAAUUUUGUUAUUGCACAGUGCCUAGUAAUCGUAUACAAAGAGGAAGUUCUACUGAAUUAUUGUGAUCAGGUCCUGCUUGUGAAAUAAAACCUGCUGACUGUUGUGUUAUAUCUGUCUCCAUUAGUUGUUUCACACUUUUACAUGGUAACCCGGGAACACACCAGUGUGCCACAGUCAAUGCAUGAAGUGUGAAGGGGAAGAGAUGCGUCCCUAAACCCACUGUAUGAGAGCCAUUGACUUGCCUCUCUCAUAGGCACUUGACUUGUUUUACAGUGGUGAAACACUAGUGUGCUCCAGUUGCACACAUGUCUGUAGCUGUGAGUGCAUGGGAAGGGUCUUGUGAGCCUUGCAUCAUCAGCGUACAAUGCAAUUCUGUCUGCUUUAACUGGGCAUGCCCUGUUUAAGUUUGUAUAGUUACAUGCUUGAGCAGUAAUGUAUGGACCUGGCAGAGCGUAUGCACUUUGGCUGAUCUCUUGUGUAGUGGAUUGCAAAGUGCCUCACGGUGGUUUCCGGGUUUUUCCCUUGCAAGGAUCAGUGGUGUUCAUAGAAAUAAGGCGGCCCAAUGAGUCUGCAGAAAAGGUGGGACUUGAUUCCUGGGUCUUCCAGACUGAGCCCCAGCUUGAAACACUCAACCCAAUCACUUUGAGGUUCAGGUGAGGAGAGGAAGCACAAGUCAUUCACGCUUCAUCUCCUGUUGUCUCCUUGGAUCAUCUGAGGAUAAACAGAUGAUCAUCAUCAAGGCAGCUCCAAGCUUCUUUGCUUCCAUGUUAGUUGCUCACUGUCUGAUGGCUUAAGAGCAACAGAAGUUCAAUCCCUAGCUCAGAAUUUGCCUGUUGGAUUCCUACAACUGUGCUAGCUGUGGCAGAUGGAAGCCCAAAAAUUUAUGGAGGGCACAAGAUUGGCGAGGGCUGGAUUGUGUUAAUCGUCCAUUGUAAAAGUGUAAAUCUGAGAGUACACUGGUGCCCCUCCCAGCUUGCAGAACUCAAGCUGGCCUUCACUAUACCCGCCUUUCCAAACAAAAUGUCUUUAAACUGGAAGCUGGGAAUUGAUGGCUCAGUUGGUUACAGCAUAGUGCUGAUACCACCAAGGUUGCAGGUUUGAUCCCCGUAUGGGAUAGCUGCAUAUUCCUGCAUUGCAGGGGGUGGGACUAGAUGAUCCUCAGGAUCCCUUCCAACUCUACAUUUCGAUGAUUCUAUGAUCUUUCUUUCUUUCUUUUUCUUCUUUUUUCCCCCAAAACCAAAAAAAUGCAAAAAAAAUACAGAGGAAAGUAAAAGUCAAAUACACACACACACACACACACACACACCAAACCAAACUCCCCCCCCUUUCCCACCCACCACCUUGCCUUAUACUUACCGGUAUAACAGAUUUUAAACUAAAAUAUGACUUCCUUCCAUCAAUGCUUGACCUUAUUUUACAUUCUUAUCUUUAUUGUUGUGUUGUUAUGUUUUGAUUCUAUGAUCUUUCUAUGAGUUGGACCAUUGUCCAUAUUCCUAGCUAUGCAGAGCACUUGAACACUCACAGAGAGAAAGAGAGACAGAGAGACUUUGACAACUACUUCCUGGGUUUCAUGUAUGUGUGAGUAGCUGAUGUUUGUAUUUGCACCGCUCUGUCUCUUUUUGUUUUUUAUUUAUUCCCUUGGUGACUCCAUUAAAAUAAUAACGAUAAAGGUGGUUCCACAAAAGCUCGUGUUUUCACACGGGCUUCACUCAAAGGGCUGGCGGUUUCCAUGGCUGCCCCGUCUCCCUGUGGCAACACGCCCUUUAUUGUGUUGGUGGUGGUUUUAUUUUAUUUUUUAUUCUUUGGCUUCAUAAACUUCUCCAAGUGUUUAAGCAGAAAAAGGGAUUCGUGAGGAAGAGGAAAAGAGGUCAGCGUUGGCAGCGCGGGUAAAAAGGUAAAGAAAAGUAUUGGUCCUCUGCUGAUCAGGUUCUGAGACAGGGCGGUAUCUACUUAAGUUAUAAUCACAGUAAACCCACUGAAAUUAAUGAAGCUACCUAAGUUAGGUGUACUCUGAGUAGAACUAGAAUGGGCUGCAACCCAAAAUGAUUUUUCUUUUAAUGAUCUUUAUUGUGUAGGUUGAAAUGACGGACCCACUCUUUCCCCCUUGCUGCGGAGUCUGAAUGCCGUCAGAGCUUGCACCCACAGCAGGAUUCCCACCUCUGCUCUACCACCCAACUCUGAUCAGAGAAGGGAACUGCACCAGUUAAGGAAGCCACCUGAAUACAAGCAGGCCAGAAAGAAUCUAAUAAUGCUCCCUGGCCAAUAUAAAAGCUUUCAGGGAGCUCUUUCUUGCUGCUUAGAAGAUAGAUGGCAUUGUCCAGUGCCCAAAGAGUCACGGUUGCAGGCUGAGAUUGCUUGUUUAGAUCCAAGCCUGCCAUUUGGGUGGCAAGGUAUGGCUGGCUUGCUAACUGAACCCUUCUGGAACAGAGAAAACCUGUUCACUCUCUGGAAACCUCCUGAUCUUGACUACUGCAGUUCAUUGUGCGUUGGGCUGUGCUUGAAGACUACUUAGAAACUUCAGUUAGUUCAGAAAUCUGCUUUGAGAAGGUGGACCCAGGGCAAGGCAAAAGGGCACUUACGAUGCCAGUUGUUUAUUAACAACUUCACUAGUUUCCAGUCUGUUUCUGAGCACAGCUCAAUAGUCCUAUUAUUAUUAUUAUUAUUAUUAUUAUUAUUAUUAUUAUUAUUAUUACUAUACCACCCUAUACCCAGAGGUCUUAGGGCGGUUCACAGAAUAACCUUCUUUUAACCUUCUGACAAGGGACCCAGGUGGCGCUGUGGGUUAAACCACUGAGCCUAGGGAUUGCUGAUCAGAAGGUCAGCGGUUCGAAUCCCUGUGACGGGGUGAGCUCCCGUUGCUCGGUCCCAGCUCCUGCCAACCUAGCAGUUUGAAAGCAUGUCAAAAUGCAAGUAGAUAAAUAGGAACCGCUACAGUGGGAAGAUAAACAGCAUUUCUGUGUGCUGCUCUGGUUCGCCAGAAGUGGCUUUGUCAUGCUGGCUACAUGAUCUGGAAGCUAUACGCCGGCUCCCUCGGCCAAUAAUGCGAGAUGAGCGUGCAACCCCAGAGUCGGUCACGACUGGACCUAAUGGUCAGGGAUCCCUUUACCUUUAACCUUCUGACACCACUGGAGUUUGGCUACCAUCAGCCCUGACCAUUGGACAUGCUUGCUAGGGUGGAUGGGCACCAUAUUAGCUACGCCUGCCCUUGACAGAUAUUCUGGCAAAGGCUUAAAAAAAAAUCUACCCAGGACUCUAAAUCACUUUUUUGCUUGUACUGGGGAAAACAUUUUGCUGCCUUCUUUCAUCUUCAGCCUCCUGUUGCUGGUUUGUUUGUUUUUAGUGACUUUGAUAUUUUUAUUGUUUCACAAAUUUAUAUGCCGCUGAGCAUAAAAAUGCCAAAAGGUGGUGCACGGCAUAAAAGAAUAUAGUAUGACAUAAAAACAGUUUAAAAAUCAGUGUAAAAUUAAGCCAUACUGUUGUAUGUUUACUGUGAGAUGCAAUUAAAUUCCAUGUGCAUAAAUAAACUAGGAGGCCUGGGGUUUUAUACAGUGCAGACUUGUUGAAAGUAAUGGCCAUUACUAAUGCAGGGCUGUUACUUUCAAUGGGACUGUGCUGAGUAGAACUCAGUUGGCUACAACCCCUGACCUUGCUUUGCCCUGCUCUCAUCAGUAUCUGGCUUGGAUGCAGAUCAUCACGUUUCUGGCAUAGCCUUUCCCAGCCUGGUGCCUUCCAGGUGUUGCUGGACCAGAUGUUGCUGGAUCAGGUGGCAAAUGUGCAGAUGAUGGGACUGGGCAUCCAGCAGGCUCAUCUUGCAGGCUCCAUGUUGGGGGCGGCAAGUGUGGCUGGUUCCAACCACAGGCCAGUCCAAGACACUUGGGUUGAUGUGUUCUUACUUGUUUAUACUGUAUAUCUUGAUUUAAGAGUUUACAUUCUUAAAUGCAUUCAUCUGUUUAACCAUCAUACUUUAGAGGGACUUUCUUUAAGCAGCAUUGGGGGGGAAUUAUCCCCAUGUCAGGCAAGCUAGAGACUUUGGAACGAUCUCCCUUUCUUCACUGCAAUGCAUGGCGCCUGUUGUUGGAUUUUUUCAAAUACCUCUGGCGUGCAGAGAAGGAACAUUUUCAGUUUACUCCUGUUCUCUCCAUUUGUGGCAAAUGGCAAUCUGGGUGAUGUGGACUGCUGCCAUUCUGAAUUCAUUCUUUUUUAAAAUAAAAUAAAAUAAAACACCCCAAGUUUCUAGACCUUAUGGAUGCAAAGAGCUUUGAAACAGCAUGGCCAGCAUCUGCUAUCCCAGUGUUUCCCAACCUUGUGCCUCCAGCUGUUUUCGGACUACAAUUCCCAUCAUUCCUGACAAAUGGUCUUGCUAGCUAGGGAUGAUGGGAGUUGUAGUCCCAAAACAUCUGGAGGCACAAGGUUGGGAAACACUGUGCUAUCCCACAGUGAGCUGCGUGACUUACCCAAGCUCCUUGCCUUUUCUCACGAAAUUAGUAGCAGAAUAAUAUAUUUGCUUUACAUCAUUCAUGCAAGUUUAGUUAAUUUGUAUAAUUUAUGCAGGGCACAGAAUGCACACAGUCCUGGUUAUCUUUUGCUUAAUAAGUGAAAAAACUUGGCUUUGGACUUUCCUCCUUCAGCUUCACACUACUAUGAUGAUGAACAUUAUAUGCCCACAUACACAGAGAUAUUAAAAAACAACACCUGUCUUUUGUUGCCAUCGGCUCCUAAAAAUCUGUGCAUCUUGUGGUCAUUGGCAUCUGUGUUGCUGCAGAGGUCAAGGAUCUGGUUUCUCCUCCCUAACUGGCUCCUAUAAAUUUUUGCUGGCUCCUAACUUUUUGCAUGCAUAUAUAUAUAUAUAAAAUCUCUCCCAGGGAGUGGAGCUGGCACAGCUGCCAGUUGAUUUGAAUAUUUACCAAUACUACUUACUCCCUGUCUCUCACUGUGUCUCUCCCCCCCCCCUUUCUCUUAAUUGUGUAUAUAUUUGCUCUGCAUGUAUCCCAUAAAAUACCUGCUGUUUUGGGCGUACCCCAUUUUGCAGGGUACAUGAGAUCAUGCUGUAAAAAUGCAAUGAAAAACACUUUCGUGCCACAACACAUCAAAUGGGAUUUUGUUGUAGGAUGAAGAUAGAUAGAUAUAUUUUUCUCACCCCAUUUGCUGAGCACAACAGUUUUCUCUCUCUGCGUGUGCUUGGAAAAUCAUUAAACAUUUAUUUUAUUUUUGUUUUGAAGUUGGGGGCGGGACCCUAUCCUUUUGCAAUAGGGCUGUUUAAUUUUUGUCGUUAUCCUGCUACGGUAUGUCAUUAUCCUUCUAUGGAGUUGGGCAGCACAACAGCCUUAUAAAUAGGAUGGUGAUUCUGAAAGAACCAAAUCCCGUGACGCCUUCUCUUUCUGCUGUCUGAGUGAGGCUGCAGUCCUGUGCCCACUUACCUAGGAGCAAGUCCCAUUGAACUCAAUGGCUCAGUAACACUUAUAGAACUGCACUGUGAGCAAGUGGUUAUUGAAACUCCUGGAAUGUAAGAGGAAAGGAAGAGCCCUACUCAAUCCAACUAAAGAUCCAUUUAGCUCAUUCUUCCGCUUCCUAAUGUGGUUGACCGAAUUCCUAUGGAAAGCCUUUAAAGAAGCACAGGAACACCUGAGCUGCCCUUUUCGGAAUCUGUCCAUUGAUCCACUCAGUGUUGUCUGUACUGACUGGCAGCAGCUCCCCAAGGUUUCAGAUGGAGAGACCAAACUCAACUAUGGCCCUUCCUCCAAAGUAAAAUAAGACUGGGGCCCUCAUGGUGCUAUAAAUAGGUGAUUUCAUAGAAUCAUGGAGUUGGAAGGGAUCCUGAGGAUCAUCUAGUCCAACCCCCUGCAAUGCAGAAAUAUGCAGCUGUCCCAUAUGUGGAUUGAACCUGUGACCUUGGCACCAUGCUCUAACCAACUGAGCUAUAUAAGAAUAACUCCCAUAUGCUGAUCUGAGCCAUCAGCAGCUGCCCUCUAGGGUUUCAGGCAUGGACCUCUACCAGCCUUAUCUGGAGAUGCUGGGGAUUGAACCAGGACCCUUCUUUCUGAUAAUCAGGUGCUCUACUACUGAGUAUGGCUCUUCCACAAGCAGGGAUUUGACCCAGUAGCCCUUCUGUUCUGUUUAUUCUCCAGUGACUAUUGGUGUUCAGUGGUGAAGUUGUGCCUUCAAAUAUGCAGGUUCUCUUUAUCUGCCAUAACCAAUAUCAGCCAACUUCUUUGUCUUCUUUGUAAUUGGCUAGGGAUGCAGGUGGUGCUGUGGUCUAAACGACUGAGCCUCUUGGGCUUACUGAUUUGAAGGUUGGUGGUUUGAAUCUGUGCAACGGGGUGAGCUCCCGUUGCUACAUCCCAGCUUCUGCCAACCUAGCAGUUCGAAAGCACACCAGUGCAAGUAGAUAAAUAGGUAGCGCUGUGGCAGGAAGGUAAAAGGCACUCAUCACUGUGUCCUGUUGUGCCAGAAAUGGUUUAGUCAUGCUGGCUACAUGACCCGGAAAGCAGUCUGUGGACAAACGCCGGCUCCCUUGGCCUGAAAAGCGAGAUGAGCCCCUCACCCCAUAAUCACCUUUGACUGGACUUAACUGUCCAGGGAUCAUUUACCUUUUUUUUUUUUUACCUUACUUGCCUAAUCACCUUUUAAAACUGUCUAAGCCAGUGGCCAUCUCUGCACCUUGUGACAGUGAGUUCCAUAGGUUAACUAUGCAUCCCACAAAGAAGCCCUUUUCUUUUGCCUCUGCUCCCCACUGGUUUCACUAAAAGACCCUGAGUUCUACGACAAGAGGAUAGCUCUCUACAUACUUCCCCUUCACCACAUCCUUGAUCCUGUCCACUGCUGCUCUUAAUCUUCUUCCGUCCCUACAUGAAAAAAUGGACCUAUUUUCCUGGCUUGGUGUUUGGCAGCUUGCUAUGCCAGCCCUUUACCCAGAACCACAAAGGGCAGAAUCUUUAUUUGCUUUUAGAGGAAGGGUUGGCCACCCACUUUGCAUACAGAAGGUCCCAGGUUCAAUCUCUAACUUCCCCAGGUUGGGCUGGUGAAUAGACUCAUAAUUGAAAACCUGGAAAGCAGCUGUCAGUUUAUCAAAGUAGACUAAACUGAUCUGGGAAGACCCAACGGCCUGAUUCAGUUCAAGGUAGCUUUCUACAUUCCUAAGGAGAACCAGGAGCAUUGCUUGUUUCCAGACGUGUAGGAAGGAUUUCGGCAGAGUUGCCCAACGGGCUCUAGCUUCACCACCCUCCCCUUUGAUCACUUAUUACUUUUCUAUUUCUCCCUUUUUUGUUGCUGUAAUCAUUGCAAAAUCUCCUGGCUUUUUGGGAAAGCUCCAGGACUCCAGGGCCCAUAUUGCAUCGUACCCAGCUUUGGAAAAAUGGGUCACAAAGCUUGGUUUGAGAAAGGAGGGAAGAGAUAGGCAUCUUGCUGCAACUUGAUCUUUAUUGGGAGAUAAACGGAAGGAUUGCAAGCCUGCUGUGGCGCAGAAUAUUCCUUUUGGGGUGCGGGUGGUGGAAUCAAGAAAGCAAAGUUCUUCCACAUCUCUUAGUCUGGCUCUUCCUCUCUUAGCCUGGUUGGUGUGGAUUGCUUGCUCCAAUGUGAUAGCAUACCAACAACAAUCUCUCUUAAAUGCAUGCUUUCUUCUUCCAGAGAUAAGAGUUGUGAUGACAGUAGGAGAUAGGUCUUAGGGCAGGAAAUAGUGUUAAAGACUUCUCUGGAGCUGCCAGCUACCUCCCAGGGGAACAAGAGGAGCAGCAAGCUCAUCAGGGCAAAGAGACACCACCAAGUAUAGGGAACCUAUCAGACUCUGUUUCCUGAAGCACCCUGGGAGGGGUUACUGAUCCUGACACCCCUCCUCAACGUGUGAUUUGGAAUGGAUUUCAAGCCCAGGGAACACAGGAUACAAGGAUGAAGUGACUUCACAGCUUUAAAAUAAACCCAAUCUGAUUCCUGGUCAUCGAAAGGUAGGAGAGACCGCCAAGACCACAAAUGGGUAUGUCCGCCCACGCGGGUUCUUUUUUCCCUACCUUUCUGUGUCUCUGUGGCAAUUUGUUGCUCCUGUCCAUGCGGUUGAUCUAGUCUGUGUGUUUUAUGCCUAGUUUGUCAGCAAAAGAGUCACAGCUAGCGACACAGGGAAGUGUGAGGCGCUGGCGCACCCCCUACAAGGUGUGUUGCCUCCACCUUCUCCAGCCUAAAUGGAUGGUAGACCAAUGGUCUGAAUGGUAGACAGGUCAAAGGUCUAAAUCAGGACAAGGCAGCUUCUUCUGUUUACAGGUAGCUCAAUGUGGCAGAACAACCAUCCGUAGUUCAGCGGUAGCAUAAUAUGCUUCUGCUCAUGCUCCGCAUCCAUCCCAAAGUGAGCUUUCUCACAGGAAGGUAAAUGUGAGAAAUACCAUCUGCACAAUCACCAUCCAGGUCAAGAAAAACACUGUGUAGGGGGGCGUGUCAUACAUGAGGUCAAAACAUUUGUCACUGAAACAUUAGUCCUAACAAAUUGUCAGGGAACGGCAGUGUGGAAACCUGGGUGCUUUUUUGGAAUUGUCACCUGUCCAAAUAAUCACUUGUCCCCCUUUUGUCACUCUUCCCUCCCUCGGCCCUUCCCCAAGUUCUAUUUUCUAAAAGUGGCCAAUGCCAAAUUUCACACUUGGUUCUCAUAAAGUGAGCUAGUAAAUGUGAGACUAGACAGUGGCACUUUCGGUUCUGCUGGUGGUGGGAAGCAGCUUGCAUCGUCAAAUAUUCCUGCACAGGAAGGGGGCAAAAUGAUGCACAUUCACACAAAAAUGUUUUGGGGAAAGGCGAAGAAAUGUGAAUAUGGCAUCGCUUUCCAUUCCACCCUGUAGCCGUCGCAUGCAGCACUGUUUCUUUUCUGCUGCAGUUUGUCUUCCACCAAAAACAACAUUUGUCUUGUAGUCUGUUGUGGCAAGAUUAUGUAAUUUAAGUAAUUUAUGUAAUUAGUUAUGUAGCUGGCCUAAGUUUCAUUUUCUUUACAUUGUUCCACCCCAUUCAUAUCAGUGCAAAGGAAACACGUUGAAAAUUUGGGAGCUGAGGGGACGUAAUCAGUUACGGUUUUGGGGGGCGGAACGCAGCAACAAUAAGUGAAUAUCAAUUGUAUUCGUUGAAUUAAUUUUCAUUCCCGGGACGAAUAAGCGAACUCUGCAAUUCCCAUUCCCGUUUUCGGCAGAAUGCUCUGACGUCCCUAUUUGCAAGAACUGCCAACUCUGUAAUCACUCUGCAAACUUUAGUUGCAACACAUCCUUAAAAUGACACACAAGGCAACUGAGGGUACUGAGGUUUUCCCAGAUGGCAUUACCUUCUCAGUCUGCCCUCUACUCUAGCCAGGUGCCAGCAGAGCGAGUGCCUCCCCCCACUGCUCCCCAAGCUGAGCAUCUCAGGAGAGCUGGGCCCCGCAGUGUCAGAGGUGACCGGUGGAAGGCCAAUGUUAUGUAAAUAUUUCUGCUGCAACAUGGCGAGGAAUGAGAGCCAGCCUUACACAUCCAUCCAUCAUUGACGGGAUGGGCCUCUCUGGAGCCAGCGGGGUUUGUAUGGAAGUGGCUGGCAGGGGGAUGGGGGGACACAGACAGAGGCAGCAAGUGCCCCCGCUCACAAACUGUUUGUUUUCCUUUUUGUCCCUUUUGGUUUGGGGCACCCCACUGGGCACCCGACUCUCUGCUUUGUCUGCACAACCUCUCCACCCACCCGCUUGGCCCUUCGCUCUACACGCAACCCCCCCCCCCACUUCUCCCUCUCAAAUAAGAUCUUUCCAGGUUUUUUUGCAUUUCGGCUUCUCUCUUUCCAACUUCAAAGGUGCCCCUUCAUUGUCUUGGAAUCGGCAGGCAGUGGCCCUGAAACGCGAUCACAGCCAGGCACGGUGUAGGUCACCCCCUGAGCACCCUGCCUCGAGCCUUCAAAGGGAUGGGCAGAUGCUUCCCUUUGCAUGCUUCACAACCCUGGUUACAGCUCUUUCCUCCUCCCUCCCUCCCUCUCUGGCCUCUAUGCCCCCCUUGCUACAUCGCUCUGUCACCACAGCUCAGUUCUCAGAGCAUCUGCUUUGCGUGCAGAAGGUCCCCUUCGGCUAGGAGAGACCCCAGUCUGAAAUCCUGGAGAGCUGCUCCCAGUCAUUGUAGACAGUGCUGAGCUCAGUGGACUAAGGGAUUCAACUCGGGACAAGGCAACUUCCUAUGUUUAUAGACCAGACUGAGGGACAUACCAUUUUGCAGGUGGGACGUACCAUUUGGGGAAGGGGUGUAGGUCAGUGGUAGGUUUGCAUGCGGAAGGUCUCAGGUUCCAUCCUUGGUGUCCCCAAGAGGGGCUGGGAGUCCACAUGGCUAGCUGCACCAAAGGUUUGACUCAGGAUACAGUAGCUUCCUCUGCUCUCUCUUGCCCUGCUUGGGGACGUCGGCCUCCUGGCCCUGCCAGUAGCACAGUUUGGCACUAAACUGGAUGUGAAGGAGGUGGCACUCCACAAUGAACAGGUGGGAGGUUGUGUUCUGCCCCGUUUUUCCAGCCCCCACCUCUUGUUGGUUCUUCUCUCCCCCCCCUCCCCCCAGCCUCCAGUGAACCAUGAUCUCCACACUUGGCGUCUCAGGUGAUUUGAGAUGUCUCUGCUAGGACUGAGGAGCAGGAAUGGAUCUACCAUGAAACGAAUGAAGUUUGAGCUUCAGGGCCCCUAAUCCCAGAGGGGCCCCAGAAGUGACUUUAGUCCACAUUGCUUAAUUUUUUUUUAGGUCAGUAGACCCAAUCUGAGUUGCACAUCUUGGAAACUAUAAGGCGUAGGAAAUAUUUAUUCACACCAGUGACUUUGACAUAUGAGAUAAUCCAGCACAGCAAUUUUAAUCAAAAUCUUGAGUUGUAGUAGUUAUUUUUCUUAAAAAAUAAAAUUGUGGUGAUCUGUCAUGGAACAACUCCAUUGGAGAAGAUAAAAAGGGUUACCCAUACCUUGUUGUUGGUUGCAAAGGGGACCCUAUAAUAGUUCAAGCUCCAGGGCCCUCAAAAUGUAGGUCUGCCACUGCCAAGGAGCUCCGGAGAGCUUGUCUACAACUGAGUAGGGAGUGCAAGGAAGGGUGCAGCGGCAUACUCUCCAACUCCUGGUAAGAAAAAUCCGGGAUCAGCAGCGGCGCAGCACCGGAAGUCACUUCUACGCAUGUCUGGACAUGUGUAGAAGCGACCUCCGGUGCCGGCGCUGCCCGAUUUCCGGUGCCCCAACAUGGGCAGAGUGGCACCCGAAAUAGGUUCUGCGCAUGUCCAGACAUGCACAGAAGGAGCCUCCCUGGCAGGUAGGAAAUCCGGGGGAUUUACGGGAUUUUUCUCUAUUCAGGAUAACAGCGGGAAACGGGUUUAAAUACAGGGGUUUCCCAUGAAAAACGGGAGACUUGGCUGCUAUGUGCAGCGGGGAGUUUUGGAGCCGUAGUUUGUCCUGAGGGGUCAGUGUUGCAACCUCCCUGGCCUCAGCCCAUGAGCAGCCCAGAGCAGCGGCAGUGGGUGGGUGGAGUAAAAGAUGCCUUGGACUUUGUGUUGGGUGUCAAGUGCAAACUCCUCAGCCCUGUUCAGAGUUGGGAAAGCCAUUUCAGAUCUCCAGGGGCCGUUUGAGCCCCUCUCUAAGGAUGUGGUCAGGAUUCCUCAGCCUCUCUCUCCCGUGGCAGAAAAAGCUCAUCAGGAAAUUAGCCUUCUCCCCUUCCCUUCCCUUCCCUUCCCUUCCCUUCCCUUCCCUUCCCUUCCCUUCCCUUCCCUUCCCUUCCCUUCCCAGCCAACCACCCCUCUAUGUUUUCAUUGGCUUCUUGCUUGGCAGGGGGUUGGACUGGGUGGCCCUUGUGGUCUCUUCCAACUCUAUGAUUCUAUGAUUCUUCACAAUACAUUCAGAGCAACCUCCUUGUUGCAGUCUCUAGGCAGUUUCUUAAGGUACUUCACCUUAAGCGUGCGAUUGUGUGCAGGGGGAUAUCUCCUCACCCCCCAGUCAUAAUUGGUUACAUUUUUGUUUUCUCAUAGCCUUCAUGAAGGUCCUGGCCAACUGCUGACUUGUACCUGCGGCCUCAUUAGGGAGGGCAAGACGCCUCUGUUUCCCAACAAUUUCUGAACUCGUUCCUGGGUUUUAUCUUCAAGAGUCAUUUGUUCCUCUCCCUCCGCCCUGACUUCUGUGGAGCCCAAGAAGUGCCUCAUGCAUGCAAGAGUGCUAGUGUAGCUUUUGAAGAAAUGCAGGAGUGCCUGCAUAGCUUUUGAAGAAUGAACACAAGUGAAUGAGCACCACAAUCAUUCCGCCGCCCUUUUCGUUGGCCUUCUAUCUUAUUAUUCACUUGUCCUCUGAAGGCUCUGAUCCCCCGUUUCUUCCACGUACUCCUCCUGGGUCUUAUUUGACAGCAGCAUACAGAGAAUGUUUUGCCAAAAUGGCACCUUUUUGCACUGACACUGAACCAACAAUAGCGCAAGUCUUAACACCAAGAGCGAAAUGCAAAGGUGUUGCGUAGUGAAUUGUAGAAUAGUCCAACUCCCUGCAACACCAGAAUCUUUUCCCCAAUGUGGGGCUCAAACCCACAGCCCUGAGAUUAAGAGUCUAGUGCUCUGCCAACGAAGCUAUGCCAGAUAUUUCCCCUGCCCUCAACUGGAGAGCCCGUUGAGUCUCCCUCUCUCCCUCUCUUUCUUUUUCAUCUACUCGGAAGCCUUCCUUUACUUCCCUGUCACCCUAAUUGAUUGCAUUAACCUUUCAGCGUAUUGGAUUUCUCCGGCAUCAUGCAGAGAGAUCUGUGCAAUAUGCUUAUAAUCUGGGCCGUAAUGGACAGGGAGCAGUCGACAAACCCCCUUUGCCAACAGGUUCCCUGACAGAUUGGCUUUCCGAAAACGAGUGGCCGGUGGGGGUGGGGGGUUGGUUUGAGACACGAUGGAAAGGGCAUGACAUAAGUAUCAUUUGCACCUCUGGGUCUGUUUUUUUGGGGGGGGGGAAUUGGUGUAUAAAUGCAAAGCAGCCGUGGAAGUGCUGAGUAUUAUGACUGCUGAGUCCACCUCAUUUAUACAGCCAGGUCUUCAUGAGCAAAAUUUUCAGCAGGCAUAUUUAUAAACGUGUAUACGGGCAUAUUUAUAAACAUAGAAAAUUAUGCAUGGUGUUGAAGCAUGGCUGGGACAGGGGGGCUUUCCCCAGUCUCACACAACACUUUAAAUGGUCAUAGAAACCAAUCGGUCCAUUCAUGACAGCUCACAUAUAAUUGCUGAGCAGAGCCUCCAUGUCCAGCAGCACUGUACCUCUGACAGCCGGAUACUGCGAAUGAACAACAGGAAAAGGCCUUGCUCUUCCUGCUCUUACUCAGGAGGGUCACUGUAUGGCAGGAUUCUGGAUGCUCUUCUUUGCCUUAAGCAUCUAAUUGUUCUUUUGAAAGGGUCUGUUAAAACCAAAGCAACCAAUUGCGGGAACUUGCCCAGAGCUGACUUCUGUUGCUUUUUUUUUAAAAAAAAAUGCAGGUGGAGCCUAGAGCGUAAACCAAAACCAGAGCAAAAGCAGGCAGCCAAGAUGAUAAUUCUGUCAUUUUUUUGGUCUGGGGGGGGGGGGCGUGGAGGGACUUGGGCAGCAGAUACGUGGUUUGUCUCCCUAUUAAAUCCGGGUCCCCUUUAGUACUGUGGAGACUCUAAAGUGUGCUUGCACUUGUGUCUGCAAGGGCUGCCUAAGCUCGUCUUUAGAGGCUGCCCUAACAGCUCACGACGGUGGUGAGGAUGAGAAUGUUUCCUGGCACCAAUAGAUAGAUAUUUUAUUGACAAUGUUUUAAAACGUAUAAAAGAGCAACUGGAAGCCCAUGUGAUGGUAAAUUUGCCAAGAUCUCCCGUAAAUGAGAGGGUAGCUUUUCUCUUUACGUAUAUAUAAAACGUCUCUUCCCCAACCUGGGAUGGGAUGUUCGACUGAGCAGGGGACAUUCUGGAAAGAGGAGUCUGUGGGUGGGAUCACCUUGAAGCAUUACCCUGGGCAAAGCUCUGUGAUGGGCAAAAUUUUGAGGAGCACGGGAGGCUUGUGGUGUCAUUCAUUCAUUCAUUCAUUCAUUCAUUCAUUCAUUGCAUUUAUAUCCCACCUUUUUCUCCAUGGUAGUAUACAUGAUUCUUCCCCCGCUUUCAUUUGUUCCACACAACAAUAGGCUGAGAGGUCAUGACUGGCCCAGUGAGAGCUCCAUGGCUGAGUGGGGAUUUGAACCAUAGUCUCCCAAAUCGUAGUCCAGCACUCUAACCAGUGCACAACACUGCCUCAGAUAUUACAUACAGUAUUUCAUUUCGGAGAGGGCUUCUCUCCAGCGAAGAAGCAAAACCUUCACUUGCACGCUACAUUUUUGGCGUGUGCGUUGGUAUUAAAGCUUGACACCAUCUUACCUACCGGAAGUGGGUGACAAGGAGCGUUCAAAAGAAGUGGUGUGUGUUGGUGUGUUUGAGAGAGAGAUGAGAGUUCACUGAGAUGAAGCAAAGGAGGGAAGAAUGGAAAAGAGGGAUUCAAAGAAGAUGGCAGCACCUCUGAAUGGAAGAGUAAACAGGCGCUGGGCGGCAUUAAGUUAAUUGAUUGCUCUGCAACAGGCGGAACACUGUGUUAUUCUGUCGCCGUGGCAACAACCCCCCAAAAUUGUCAGCCUGUUUGGAUGAAGUGAAGCGAGACAUUGUCUAAUUUGCGGUGAUCUGGGUGUUUGUUUUUCCUUCUGAGGGGGCGGGGAUCCAUUGAUCUGUUGUUUGCUCAAAACUCUUGCUCUAGUUUUUUUCUCUUUUCUUUUUUUUUAGAAUAAUAAUCAUAAUAACAUUUUCUUUAUUUAAAAAAAAUCAGAGGUGGCUGGAAGCAGGGGGGUGGAAAUGUUGAUUGUUUCCUCAAGUUACCUUGGUUUCGUCACAUGGGCCGCAGAGGUGAAAAACAAAAAAAAGUCAUCUCCUUGCUUAACCUCACGGGGAGGGAAUUAGGAGCGUUACUGAAACUGGGAGUUGAUUCAUAUCUUCCUCAUGGAAGCCAUGCAAAAUUUCAGCUUAGCGAUCCAAAACAUCUUGUUUUCUUUGCCAGGGCAGGAGUUGUAUGGGUGGGGAUUAAAAGAAAGCAAUAUUAAACAUGUUCUUUAAAAGAAAACCUUUCCCGAACAAUUUUAAUUUUAUAAUUCAGUAUUUAUUUUCCAGCUGAGUGCCAGGUGCUGUCUAAAAGAUUGUUCCAGAGCAACUGCUGCUUCCAGGUUAUAUAGUCUACGCCAGCUUAUAAGACCCUUUCCAUUGUCCCCACCAACUGAAAGUGUUGGAAACUCAGAUCUAUAAGCUAAUUGCCAAAUUGCACCUUAAGCCUAGGUUACAGUCGCCACAAUGGACUGUCUAGGUGCCUUUUUUGCAGUGAGAUGAUGAUGGUGAUUCAUUUCACUUACAUACUGCUUUAUAUUGUAAAAGGGGGGGGGAAUCUCAGAGUGGUUUACAACACAUUAAAACAUCAAGUAAAAGAAUCCAGACUAAAACUAAUGCAAGCUUCAAGGAAAAUAUUUCAGAUCCUUCUCUAAGUGACAUUUUGCUUUCUCCAUAUUUACUUACCGACUUAAUUUAUAGAGCUGCCCCAUUGCAGAAGUACUCUAGGAAGCCAGUGUGGAGUAGUGGUUAAGAGUGUCGAACUAGGACCUGGGCGAUCAGGGUUCAAAUCCCCACUCAGCCAAGAAGCUCACUGAGUGAACUUUAGCCAGUCACAGCCUCUUAACUUACCUCACAAGGUCGUUGUAGGGAUUCACUGGGGGGGGGGGUGAACCGUGUACUUCUUGGAGGGAUAUAAAUGGAAAAAAUAAACUCUUCUGCUGAUCUGCUUAAGAAGGCUAGAGGUACUGUACCAACCAAAUGGAGAUAUCAGUCGCCGACCUGGCAUCCAGAGACCUCCCCAUGGUCGCAAUUGGACCCACACCAGUUGCAAAAUGCGCCUGGAGCUUGGGGGAUUUCGAGCGCUGGUUGGGGACAACAAGAAGCUGAGCAGCCUAACUCUUUAGAAGGAGAAGUCAUUUAUUCCAAUAACCUGCCAAAAGGCACUCUAAGCAGACGUAACACAACUUACUGACACAUCAUGAAUAAAAGAGUAUGGUGUGUCAGGAGAGCAAAAUCACUGGGAUUUCUGAGGUAACAUUCUUCAGUCUUGGGUUCUUUGCUCUCACUUCACAGUGACUUGGUGGCCCAGUUAGCAUUUGACACUAAGCCAUGGUUAGCCAAACCAUGAUUUGUCAGUCACUCAGCUGAUUCAACAAAACCAUGCCUUGAUUCUCCAAAGUUUGGUUUCAUUUUCAAGCUGCUUCUGCCUUUGGAGCUUGGCAAGUGGCUAUGGUGGGUUGGCCAAGCAAGCCAUGCUUAAGGAAGGCUGCUCAUAUAAAUCAAGCCAAGGUUCAUAAGGCAACAACAAAAACUUGGCUUCAGAUCAUGGUUUGUUGGCAGUAAACAAACCAUAGUUCAGGCACAAGGCAAGGGUCACCCAGUUCACCACAGUUUAUUAAACCCUGGAUCAGUGUGUGAAGAAAAGGUCUUUAAAUGUUCCCAUUUUACAGGAUGGUAGAAUGGAGAGUGAGAAAAGGUUCCCACAACAAAGACCACCCAGUGGACAUUAGCAGAAAGACAUGAGGCUUAUAUCCAUAUCUCCCAUUUCAUGGACGUACAAUGAAUCAAGUAGACAACAGACAAAUCUCACCUUGCUCUCCCCAUGAAUCUGACCCUACCCUUAGAGCACAUGGUUGACUGUGGAGUAUUGGUCUCCAAAGUGGAGCUACCAUUUAUUUUUUUUGUCUGGAUCAUAAUACACUGGUGCCUAUAAGCCGGAGAGGAAUAUGGCAUGGAGAGGAACCCAUUUAUCCCCUGGAUUCCUUGUUCUUCCUCUUCUCCUUUCUUCUGAAAGUAUUUCCUGUUCCAUGUUUCUUCCUUUUCCUCCUUUUCUGCCCUACCCCUUCCCUUGUUCAUCAUAUGUUCUUCUAGAUAUCAGGUCCUACAAUCUAGGGAAAACACACACGCACACACAAUCUAGCUGAGAUUCCUCUAUUGCAGGGGGUUGGACUGGAUGACCCUCGGGGUCCCCUCCCAACUCUACAAUACUGUGAUUCCUUUUUUCCACCCUCUCCCACUCAGCUGUUGCAUGAACUCCAAUGGGGGUUACCUUGAUGGGUUCAGGUUUGGUGGUAGCAGCGGUGAGUUGGAGCAGUGUCUGGUGCUAAACAUCAUCUUCCCACCCAAUCCCAGAAUAGAGUGGGUUUUCCUGGGGGUGCUCCUGCUACAGUUCUGCGGGUAUGAUGCACAUUUGCGGUACGUGUGUGUUGUGUGUGUGUUUUCGAAAAAAGAGCAAACUGUUUGACUGGCAGAAGCGGCAGUUGAAACGAGGUGGUUAUUGGCGUCAGGAAAAGCUAAAUAACCCUGUAACUGGUAUGAAGGUGAAUUCAUGGUCUGGUGAGCACUGAAAAUAUGAGAGUUCUCUAGACAGGCAGCGUGGCGCAGGAAAUAACAGCGCAGAAGCUUCCGAGGAAGCCUGGAUAGCCAAGGGCAGGGCAUCAGGACAAGAGGGGUCUGCUGGCGGCUGUGUAAGCAGGGUGGCACAUUUUUCCCUUGCCUGGAGUGAAAUUCAGAAAUCUGAUCAGCCUCAUUUAAAAAAGGAAGGAAGGAAGAAGAAGCAAGUUGCUAGUUCUCAGGCUUCUGGAGAACAGCUUGAAAACAUCUCCAGUGGGGAUGGGGAGGACGUUGUUUGGUUCAGUUUGCAUUUAUAGGUUUGUGCUUUCUGAGACAAUAUGCCAACCAAAACACAGCCAAAUUUGCACUUUCCAAAUUUUGCAGUGUGGUUCUCUGGCCAAGUAAUGUGCAAAAAAUGCACAUACUAGGGUAAAAUGUGUCUAGAAAUUCACAUUUUAGUGAAAAUAAUUUAGAAAAAUGUGUUAUAUUAGUGGAAACCAGGCUCAUAAGUUGAUGUGGAGAACUUGAAGCAAAUACGAUUUAAAAAAGUGGAGAAAGUGAGAGAAAACAGAAAUUAACAAAUUCUCCCAUCUUUAGUCUCUAGGCCUGCCUUUUCACCUGUGCUGCCCUUCCUUUUUGCCAGGAAAUUUCCAAGAAAGCAGACUGUGGAAAUAAACAAAGCAAAACUGUUUGCAGGCAUUACUCCUACACAGAUGCAAUCUCCUUGCAGGGAAGGAGAAACAGAUUUUACAAAGAGGCGAAAGCCCAUGCAACACCUUUGUAUAUAUGAUGCACAGCCACAAGAGGCUUUUAUCGCUGCUAUGAACACAUGGAUCAGGGCUGCUGCUGGAGGCCACAUAAAAUUAUUGGGUGACACUUUGUACCUGAUGGUGUAGGGAGUUUCCCCUGCAAGGGGAUUCUAUCGGGGCAAGUUGUGGGAGGGGAGGAAGAAUGCAUGAAACAGCCUUUCAUUGGCGUCAGGAAUGCAGGUGUGUUUUUCUCCAGAGUGGCUGCAAAGUGCAUGAAACCCUUUAAACAAUGGGUUGGGGGCUACCGUAGGAGCAAAGUGUAUUUUGGGGAAAGGGGGCACGCUUUGUCCCCAACGUUAGGUUUCUGAAAGAUUAGAUUAGACGUUAGAUUUCUGGCAUAUUUCAUAUUAAUGCUCACUUCUGAGAAACAUUUUUCUAUAGGUUGUUUCUGCUCAGAGCAGACCCAUUUAAAUGAAUGGAUGUAGCUAACUUAAGGCCAUCCAUUUCAGUAGGGUCUACUCAGAGCAAAACCUACUUGGAUCGUCUCCUCUGAAGUCCUGUUGAUUUUGAUGGAGUUAAUGAUGCAAGUUAAGCAAGUUUAGGACUGCCACCUCGUUUUAAUUCCACGUACAGUAUUUUAUUAUUCAGUCAUAAUACAUAUGUGAAAAGGGCUUUAAACCAAGCAACCACAGGGAGACAGCAGUUGUGGGGCAGCGUGCUUCCCCCCACCCCCCGCUUUGGCACCUGUGCAUAGAUGUCAGCUACGUCGGUUUUGCAGAGUUUGGGCUGAAUGUGCUCCACUCACAUGUACGUUCCAUAAAGUACAUAGAUUCAUAUAAUUGUAGAGUUGGGAGGGACCCUGAGGGUCAUCUGAACCAACUCCAUGCAAUGCAGGAAUCCUGCCCACAGCCGUUGCUGGGUGGGCUCCAAUCACCAACCUUCAGGGUACAGCCAGCCGCCCCAUGGAUGGCCCAUUGCACCACAUGGAUGCACAGACAAGCUGGCCAAUGCUUGCUUGGAGCUCCAUGACUCCUACCUGAACAAAAUCUGUGCUUCUUGCUUCUUGCCUAAGUUGCACAGACCUGAUGACUUUGCAAGCAAGACCUUAGUCUGGCUGGAGCAAAAAAAAAAAAAUUUCAUUUAUUCCUUAGGCUUAUACCCUUAUAUUUCCCCCAAGGAGCUGCAAGCAACGUAUGUGGCUCUUUCCACUCCCUGCCCGCUCCUAGCAACUAUAUCCUCACAACAAGCCUGCAGUGCUGGUUAGGCCGAGAGAUAGCAAGAGCACCCAGUGAGCCUUGCAGUUGAAGGAAGGAUUUCAGCUACGCCAGCCCAAGCCUGACACUUUAAUUGUGACACCACACUGGCUCCCAAAAGGGACUAUGAUUAAUUGGUGGCAAGGAUCUGGGAAUUCCGCAGUGCCCGUGUUAACAUUCCAGGGCGAGACGGCAAGCAAGGUGUGCAGGUGGGCCCAGUGCCAACUCUCCUGUGUGACCCACAGGAGAGGCGGGAGCAGCAGCCGACCAACCCCCAAGCCUCCCCCUUCCUGGCUUUGGGCUUUUUCUUACUCAUUUAUUUACUAUUAUUUCUCCCGCCCGCUUGCCUGGCACUGUAAGAAGCAAAGCGAGCAGGGAGGAGGAAGGCAGGAACGAGAAAAAAGGAUUUAGUAACAAUCCUGAACAUUGCAAAACUUUUUUUAUAUAUAUCCUUUUGAAUAAUGUGUCACAGAAACUGAUGGAUGAUAAAGGGGGAGAAAGGGCCCUGCGAAGAAUCCGGCUAAGCCAGUUUCUCUUAUUUAUUAAAGAAGGGGGGGGGGAAGCUGAGAUAAUUAACUUUUUUUUUUGUUUUGUUUGCGGGCGACUCCCCAGACUGGCAACUCCAGGGCGCCUGGCAAAUGGAGCUUGGUAUCAGCUCUGCCAGAGUGGCACAAAGCAAGCUGGAUCUGCCUAGUGACUGGCUCGAAACUGACAGAGUUUGUUGGUUUCAAGAGGCCAGGAAGGAUUCCCAGAUUGCAGGCAAGGAUCGGGAAUCCCUGACAUCAGAAGGAGCCCCUUGAGUUCCAGCUUUGUCUUAGUGAAGCCAUCCCAGUUGAGAACGUAAAACUGUUUGAGCCUUGCUGGGUGUCACCAGGACUAGGGAAAAGCAAGCAGCAUUAACUGCUCCAGCUGGGGACAUUGGGGAUUCCACCCUUCCUUGUGUACACAUCCCAUAUAUGCCUAGGAGUAGAUAUUUCCGUAGUGGAGCUAAAGUGUUUCCCUAUCCUUUGCUUUUCCUUGAGAAAGGGGAUACAGUGGUUCAUUGCUUUUAUACCAGCCUUUCCCAACUUGGUGCCCUCCAGAUGUUGUUGAACUCUGUCUCCCAUCAGCCACAGCCAGUAUGGCCAGGGAUGAUAAUAUCUGUAAAGGACCACGGGGAGGCUGCUCUAGAUCAGGGGUAGGGAACUGGUGCCCCAACCCCACAAACUUCAAUUUCCAACAUCCUUGACUGUUGGGCAUGCUGGCUAGAGCAGAUGUGUGCUGGAGUUCAAAAACAUCUGGAAGCCUUCAGGUUCCCCACCGUUUUUCUGGAACAGGGCUAACCAAUGUGAUGCUCUGCAGAUGUUGUUAGAGUCCAACACCCAUUAAUCAUGGCCAAAGGUCAGGGGUGAUGGGAGUUGGAGUCCAAUAACACCUGGAGGGCACCAUGUUGGAGCAGGGAGGGGGAUCUGACUCUAGACCAGGGUUUCCCAAACUUGGGUCUGCAGAUGGUUUUGGACUACAAUUCCCAUCUUCCCUGACCGCUGGUCCUGCUAGCUGCGGAUGAUGGGAGUUGGAGUCCCAAAACAGCUGGAGACCCAAGUUUGGGAAACCCUGCUCUAGAUAAAUGGAUUUGCAGGUCUUAAAUUACAAGAGGGCAGGUUUUGGUUGACAUCAGGGGAAGCCUAAUGGAACCAGUUUCCUAGAGUGGUGGUGGGGUGGGUGAGCCCUUCAUGGGGGUCUUAAAGCGGGAGGUUUGGGGCUGCUCUUGUUCUCUGGGUUCCUAGAGGGAGCUGGACGAGGUGACUUGCAAAGCCCUCUCCAACACUAUGGUUUCAUUAUUCUUGAUCUACAGUGUGGAAAGUCACACUGGGGAGUGUGGCGGGGGGAGAAAUGAAAUACAGUAUUUCUGUUCUUCCCUUUAGUUGUGGGAUCAGGCACACAAGUCUGAGUGAUGGCAAGGUCCAGCCUGAGAUAACUGAUGAAGCAGGAAAGUGCUCCAAGCAGUGGAGGAGGAAGAGGGUGGUAGUGGUAGAGCAGUGAAACUUCAGGCUGGGGGGGGGGGGGACAACUGUGGCCCUCUAGACCUCUCUGUCUGGCCCUUGGAAAUCUCCCCACACCAGAAACCCCUCAGUGGCUUUGCUUUACCUUGUGUGUUUUUUGAUACGCCCUUGAAUCCUGACCAUGUCUUUUGCUUGUCUGAAUGGUGUGUGGAGGGGGUGUGUGGCGAGAGUGUGCGUAGAAGCCAGCCUACUGCACAAAGGUUUUUAAAUAUAUAUAACACUUGUUGACCUGCCCACUUUUGCCUCUGGGCCUCCCCAAAAGGUUGCCCAGGAAGGACCCCGGCACUGUGGCAAAGGCCAGCAAACAGAUGAGGGAAAUCAACACAACUCAAGAACGGGUUUGCCUGGACUGAGGGAGCACAGCAAAUCUUGAGGCUUUAUAAGCUGACAGUGGAACUGGAUUGGCUCUUUAGUGUUCUGUGAUUCCCAAGAGAAAGAGGAUAUUAGUCUGUGACGUGUUUAUACUCAAAAGGACCUGAAUUUCCCACCCUCCUCUGACCAGUGGCCCCCUGACUCAGCUGCACAGCAGGUAAACAAAAAACCAAAACCCUGAUGUCUAACCUGCAAGGUCUUAAUGGAUUGAUUUUGUUCAAGCAUCAUCCCUUGCUCUUAGCCUUCGGCAGAAAACAAAGCUCUUUCAUUUAACAUAUGCUGUGGACCAAAAAGACUUUUUCUUGUAAUUUCUCCUUUCUUUUUAUUUUUUGAAACUCAAGGAUGUGUCAUUUUUUUUGUUUCAAUUUAGCAUUGGAGAAUUUUAUAAUUUAGUAAUUAAAAUCUCUGAUAGGCUUUAGAAAUUGCAGCUAAUUGAAUUUAAUGGGAAGAUGAUUUUCAAUUUUAUUUGAUUACCCAGACCCCUGGCAUUGGUAUUUAUGGGGAAAAAAUGGGAAAUGUGCAGUGUGGGCUAAGAUGGCGUAAUUGAAUUAGGGCUAAUCGGAUUUCUUCGUCAUGAAUUUCACUAUAAUUUUCCUAUAAUUUUCCAUUAGAUAUCUAGUUUACAAAUAUUCACAAAGAAAUGAAGCUCUUUCGGAAUGGAGAUUGCUGGCUAACAGGAUUACCAAGGCGAUUGCAUGGUGAUGCCAAGCCAGCCUCCUUCAAUAAUGCAAUCGCUACGUCUGCCUCACACUCUCCUCCCCCCAAUCUUCCACUUCUGCCUCCCCCCCCCAAACACCCCAAUAUCCUUGGUACCACCCUGGCACCACCCUACUUCCUUCAUUUCCAUUUAUUUUGCUAGUUAUCCACAUGUGCUUUUAGUCCGAGAACAGAAGUGAUGGGGGGGGGGCUUUUUCCAUCAGAGGGCCACAUUCCUUCCUGGGCAAGCUUCCAAGGGCCAUAUGCCAGUAAUGGAUGGGACCAGAGUCAGAAAUGGUCAGAACUGGUUGUUGGAAACAGCAGGAGGACAUGUAGCACAGUUUGCUCUAAAGUGCACAUCUCAGUGGCGUAACAAUGGGGGGCACAGCGGUGAUUGCCCUGGUUGCAUAAUUCUGAAGGGCGCAACCAGGCGCCCCCAUGGCAGUCUCCCUCAUUGAUGCCGUGUGGCUGAGCUCCUGAUACUUUCCAGAGCUGCAGAGAGGCAAGCCAGGCCCAGGCUGGAUCUUUGGGGUUGGAGCAGUGCCUCCUCCUCCUCGUGGCCAUGCAGGCCCUGACCUGGGCUGGCCAAGAGGCGAGGUUGGUCUGGCUAUUCUUGAACACUGCACAAAGUGCUGGGCCUGUGGGGAUGGAAGGAGAGCAGGAGGGCGGGAGCUCCAUGGACAUGCCAGAAACUGCUAUCGGAGCACAAGCAGCUAGCCCAGCCGCUCGCUUGCUGUCCACCUGCUUGCCUCCACACCAAGUCCAGCCGCUCUCCUCUCUUCCCCUCUGUUCUCCCAGCACAGGUGCCUUGCCACUGCCACCCAUGCCGUGCCCCCCCCCCCCCGAGGAAGGAGGAAGAAGAAGGUGGGAAAGCACAUUGUGGACUUGCUUCUCUCUCCGUGCUAGCUCCACACUCGCCCCCACUGUGUGCCUCCACCCAAGCUGCCCAUUCCACCAGAGGGGGCACAGCACUUGCCCCACCCUGGGCAGCGGUAACCCACGCUAUGCCACUGGCGCACCUUAGAAAAAAGUUUGUUCGUUUUUCAGCUUACAACAAAAAACCAACCUUGAUCCCUUUUCUUGCGUAACCUGCUUUAACUUGUGCACAUGUUAACAGUUUUCAGGCAGCAGUUUCUAUCCUGGCGUGGCUAGACCUGAGGCAGAAUCUUUCCAGAAGCUCAAAAAUAGUUUAAUUCCACAUGCUCCUUUGCCUGGAGACAUGCAUUGCUUGCUUUUCGUUGCAAGAGUAACUGGGCAGUAAAGAAUAUCUCCUUUGGUAAUCCAGCCUCACCAAUGUUGGGGGUUUUGUGUGUGUGUGUGUGUUCCUUCCUUUUUCACCCAUUUAGCAAAUAGUUAACAUCCCACCCUACCCUAAGCCAGGCCUUUUCAUGUUGGGAAGCGGCUCUCUCAAGCAUCUCAGAUUUAUUGAGGCUGCCCCUAAAGUACAGUAUCAUAGCUCCUAGGUGGAAGGACUGGGAAGAAAGCCUGCGCAAGGAGGGAGGAAGUGGAUGCUCCCUGAAAAGUUGCAAAAUGUAGCAGUAGAUGAGUGAGCCUAAAGGUUGCCAACUUCUGACGAAGUCCUAAGGGGCAGCUGUGUCUUAGGCCUCAAAUCCUGGAGAGAUACCAGGGUGCUGUGCGUGGUUCCUCAAAACUGGGAAGAGAAGAUAAACCAGACAGCACAACAGAAGGGAGGUAGACAGUGGAGAAAACUCUCAUGUGCUUUAGGUUGCAUCCAUACUAUGCAUUUAAAGCACAUGGCUUCCCCUAAAGAAUCCUGGUGCUGUGAAUUGCAGCUUUGUGAGGGGUGAACUGCAGUUCCCAGGAUUCUUUGGGGGAAGCCAUGUGCUUUAAAUGCAAGUCAGAUGGGUGGCAUAUAAAUAAAUUAUUAUUAUUAUUAUUAUUAUUAUUAUUAUUAUUAUUAUUAUUAAGGUGUGAUCUUAGAGCCAGGUCUAGCAGCCUGGCAGACAUAGAAUCAUAGAUAAUCGAAUCAUAGACUUAAGCAAAGGGCAAAGCUGAACCAGAAGCUAAAAUAGUCCUACUAGGUUGAGAAAAAACAACUGGCCACUGCAGUGUGUGAAACAUAACUGAAACCUGGGUCUUCAUCCACUGUCUUUCCGCUUCCUCAACAUGUAGCAGGUCACAAACUAGAAGGGUUCUAGUGCUCCUGACAAGCUGACAGGGGAAGUGUAUUCUUUGGGCCAAAAGCAAUUAUGCGAACGCACUCCAGAAGCUGUUCCUGCCCAUGUUUUGCAGAAGGCUACAAGGAGACCUUCCUAGAUCUGUAGCCCAGUAGUACAGCACUGCUUUGCUUGCAGAAUGUCGCAGGUUCAAUCCCAGCAUCUCGAGGUAGAGCUGGGAGAGAUCCCCCUCUGAAGCCCUGGAGAACCACUGCCAGUCAGUGUAGACAAUACUGAGCUAGGUUGACCAAUGGCCCAACUCUCAUUAUAAGUGUCCUGACGCUCCCUGCCAGACGAGGAACCCAAACUUCCAGCUUUGGUUCUGCCAAAGGAUUUGCUGCUCAAAUCAGAUGUGUACAUAAGACAAGCUACCAUUUACAGGGUUCAGCAGGUAUCUCAGAGGUAAGGCCCAUGACUGAGCACAAGCUGAGAUGUUGAUCUAACAAGCAACAUACUUACUGUGCCUUCCUUUUGAAGAGCAGGACAGACACUGCUGGCUGCAUGGCAAACGGCUGGAGUCCCGGGGCUGGGCAAGCCAACAGGCAGUCCUUGGGGUAGGUUGGCUCUGUGUGGUUUGCUUACACCUGCGCUGGCAUCUCAGCAUCUGUGGAGACAGAGGUGGCGACAGAACAGGCUUGGGGGCUGAGUUGCACUCAGUCGCCUCCGCAGAGUGGGAGGGCUGUAGUUGUAAGGGUGGGGUGUGCUUUUGGUCCUUCCCUGGGGUCUGAAUCUCCCCCCUCCCAGGUCUCUGAGCCCUCCAGGUCCAACUCCCCAAUUUGCUUCCACUCCUCCUCUGGACCAGACCAUCCCCUCCAUGAUACCUGCACAGGGUUCAAGACAGUAAGGCAGUACUGUGAAGACAGUAAGGCCACAUGGCUUGCCUGAUCUGGCCACUGGUGGAUCACACUCUAUUUUCAGCUAGAUAUUUGGUCCCUUUCCCUGGGGAUUCAGACAUGCUCUGGAAAAUGCUCCAUACUAUUCCUUGUCCAGAGGGAAAGGAGAAGGUUGGAUUCUGCCAGGACCACCAUUCUGCCCUUUUUUUGUGUCUGUGGGCAGCGGAAGUCUCUUGAAACACAUUGUGUAGGUGCCACACUCUUAAAAUAGGACUGACCUCUUCCUGAGGGAAACUUGUGGCUUCGUAUCCUGGUCAUGUCUUGUUGUUCCCAGUGAUUCUGGACAGUUGCUUUAAUUUUGGUCAUCUGCCCCUACAGACUCUGUUUUUUGUUUGAGUGUUGAACGAAGCUACAAUAGGAAUCACAGCCUACAAACUUCCUUUCUAGCUUCUUUUGCCCUGCUGGGGAGAUGGAGGUCCAGAGGGCGCUGGAGCCAGGUAAGGAGAGGCAGGCUGCCUCUCGGAUCACAGGGGCUGGAAACUGGGGGGAAAGAAAGGUUGUUAAACGACUGUAGCAGGUGACGAGUAGGCACAGUGAGCUAGGAUCCUGCAAUCCUGCCGGCCCACUUGCUUUAGGGGGCCCUGCCCUGUACACUGAUACUCAAAGUGCCGGGCUUUGGCAACAUCCGUCUGCCAUGUCAUGCUGGCAGUGAAGCAACUGAAACCGUAUCAAGGAGGGAAAAGAGGUGGAAUCGGCAGGAAAGAGAGCACUGAUUGCCUGCUGUGCCCGACGCCCAGGCCUGGAGGCCUCCAGGCGCCUCACUUGACGAAAUAUGAAUCAAACAAAACAAGGAAUUGACUUAAAAUAGGACAACUCGAUUUGCCUAAUAGACUUCCCGAUCUAGGGAAGGAGCCAGAAAGAGAGUGCAGUGCUCCCAGGAGCCAGAUUUGUGGAAUCAAACUUAUUUAGAGGCGUCAUCUGGGGCAAGGAGGGAAAACCCAUAGAGAGUGGGAAGGCAGCUCUGAGUAAGUGGCAAGGAAAUGUGUGACAAUACAGUAAGGAUCAUACCCUGAGACAUGACGGCUGCUUCGUAACUUAAAAAGAAGGAAAGUUCUGUGUGUUCCCUCUGUGUCUCUCUACACAUUGUGGUGGAGGGGAGGCAUGGAUUGAAAACUUGUUCUGGAGCCUUGUUCCAUCUCUGAGCUCAUGGUUGCCAUGUGCUGUGUCUUCCCUCCGGACAUUACAUUGGCCCUGGAGGCUGCAAGGUGGAGAACCCAGGGCUUUGUCCUACAAUGUGCCAAGCUUGCUGCUCAUUCCUGAACUCUGAUUCUCUUCCAGCCUUGCUUCCUGAUUGACUAGGACAAGGGGUGGCUGUCCCUCCAUAUUUUGUUAGACACCAACUCCCAUCAGCAUUCAGGGGAUAAUGGGAGUUGUAGUCUAACAACAUCUGUGGGGGUGCAGGUUAGCUGCCCCUGGUUUAGGACCAUUGUAUAAGCUUCCAGGCACCAGGAUGGCUGUCCUGAAUGCUCUGAAGGUGAUCUGCUAUUCCCAAAUCCGCUAAAGCCCUUUGAACCUGCUGCCAAGUCUUCUCAUCCUUCUUAGCACUGGACCAUCAUUCUCCCGAGUCCAAUGAGACCUGCCUGUGCAAAGCCCUCCAAAUCUUUUUCAAGACGGUACAGAUCCUUCCUCAUGAGAGGCCCUUUUGAUGGAUAAUCUGGAUGUCAAGAGGAUUUACAUCCUUGCUGUUUUUUCUUUUUAUUGGUAAGGUUGAGUUUUCAUUUAAUGACUGGUUUCUUUUGUUUGCUUUGCACCUUGCCUGGAAUCCCAGGAACUCAGCAGUAUUCUUCAAUUUAAAUAAAUAAUGGUGUACGGAAGGGUUGGGAUCUGGGGUGGACGUUUGGUACGGCUACAAGCACGGCUUGAACUCGUAGCUUUUGGGAAUGCCGCCGAUGCAACUGCCCUCGCCGCUUAUGCCGCAGCACCUCUGGAAUCAUUGUGCCUCCAUAACAAUAAUAAUUAUUAAUCAUUAAUAAUCAUCCCUCGUCUGCCCUGAUCACCUUUCAUCUGAGUUUCUGAACACUUGGCAGGCCUUGAAUAAUUAAAAGCAGUCAACACCCUAUGGGGGGGGGAAUGGUUUUGCUACCCAUUUUUCUCCUCCCCCCCCAAAGUACAUCUACUUGAAGGGGUGUAGAUGGGGAAAGGAAGCCCACUGAGACACACACUUGCGGGUACCAUAACUAUUCCUGAGGGCAAGGACGAGGCACCCCUAGCCCCCUAAAUGUUCACCUCUGACCAUUGGUGCCGGAGACAACCAGAGUGCCCGACAGGGUCCUACACCCCUGAAACAAACCACUCCCUCUGAGGCUCAACCAUGGCCAUUCUCCAAAUGGGACCAGGAGCCAGGAAGCGGACCAGGAUGAAUAUGCCAGCGUGCCAGGGGCUGUACAGGAGUGGGAAGCAGCCCAGUGGUUGGUUUGUACAGGUUGUAGCGAGUCAGGCACAGCAGACAUCGGAAGGGAGGCAGCACGGGGGAUUUGCAGUGAGCGGCGGAGACGCUUGCGUGGCUGAGAAGAGGUUGAACUUUGUCCACGUGAGGGAAUUUCUCUCCCUCCGACGUGUGUUCCACGUGCGAGCUGCACGGCGCACACUCCGCGCCAAAGGAAGCCCGGGGCAGAGCUGUGCGGCUCGCCCUGAAUUUUUAUAGGGUCUUACGCAGCCUUGUCACAAUCCAGAAACAUUAAUUAAACAUGCCGCCCUAACUCCCCUGCAUAAAUCUGGACUUUUCCUUUUACCUGGUGGCGGGAGUUGGGGGGCAGGAAGGAAGCCCAGGACACUGUUUGCGUGUACAUGCGUGUACUCACCUGCACGUCUAAUGUACUUUUCCUCUGCAGGUCUUCCUUUCUCUGUGUUGUUGUUUUUUUAAAAAAAAAGUUGCUAUUUUAUAAAAGAAGGAAAGAAUGUGAGGGGAGAGUUCCUAGGCGUGUUGGGUAAAUAGACCUAAGCCUCUCUCUUUAAAACAAAUGGACAGAUUAUUUACCUGAUUAAAUAGGUAUUUUGUGCAGGUUGGGUUUUUUUCCUGCUUCUCUUUAAACAUCCUGUACUUGGCUGGGUGGAUUCGGCAAGGGCUGGGCUUAAAACCAGGGGGCAAGUAUUUGCUUUCCAAAUAGCUUGUGUGUGAGAGGGGGGGGGGGGAGAGAGAGAGAUUUCUGCUCAGCCUGCCACAGAGGAAAGAGGCAGCUAGAUUUAUCAGCUUGUCGGUCUCUAGUUGGGGGGCCACCACUUUCAAGGCCUUUUCAUUCAGAGGUCUUUUUCUAAGAAGAGGAAGAGGCUAGGGAAAACUGGGGAAAGGGGGAGAGACAGAGUAACCCUAUUUUUAAAAGUGCACUUUCUGCUGCGAGUUAGGUUGGUUCUGGGUCAGGGUGGUGGUAGGACAGGGAAAGGGGGGCAAUAUGUAUAUCUGUGGUUAGACCAUCUCAAGGUAAAGCUGGGAGAGACUCCUUUUCUGAAAUUUUGAGAGAGCUGCUGCCGGUCUGUGUAGGCAAUACUAAGCAAGGUGGACUAGUGAUCUGACUCAGUGUAAGACACUGAGCAGUGCAUGGAAACAGAGCAGUGCACGGAAACGCCGUUUACCUUCCCGCCGGAGCGGUACCUAUUUAUCUACUUGCACUUUGACGUGCUUCCGAACUGUUAGGUUGGCAGGAGCAGGGACCAAGCAACGGGAGCUCACCCCAUCAUGGGGAUUCGAACCACCGACCUUAUGAUCGGCAAGCCCUAGGCUCUGUGGUUUAACCCACAGCUGAUUAUGCCAAUUUGCCAGGUGUUUCCACAAUGUUUUCGUUACUCCUGUUCGUAAGGAAAGCAGGGACGAGGCAGGGACUGUUCAGACAUUGCUGGCUUCCAGGUCCCAUCAGCCCUAUCCCAUCAGCCCUAGGUAUCAUGGCCAACAGAUAUGGAUGCUGGGAGUUGUAGAUCUACCAGCCUUUGGAGAUCACAGGGUCACCAUCCGUGGAAAAAGGCUCUGAGGAUCUGAGAACACCACCCAGAAAGGAAGCUCUUUUCUGUGUCUCUGCAUCAGUGCCUACUCUGUUGGUUUUUUAAGGUUGGUUAAAACAGGGGCUGGGGAUCCUGUGGCCUUCCAGAUGUUGCUGGACUCCAGCUCCCAUCAGCCCCAGCCAGCAUGGCCGGUGCUCAGAGAUGAUGGAAGUUGUAGUCCAACAACAUCGGGGCAGCACAGGUGAGAUUAAAACCCUGCUCCUAAACCCCACAUACACCAUCGUAUUUGGUGUAUGUGGUGUAUGUUGUUGUUGUUGUUGUUUAGUCGUUUAGUCGUGUCCGACUCUUCGUGACCCCAUGGACCAUAGCACGCCAGGCACUCCUGUCUUGCACUGCCUCCCGCAGUUUGGUCAAACUCAUGUUCGUAGCUUCGAGAACACUGUCCAACCAUCUCGUUCUCUGUCGUCUCCUUCUCCUAGUGCCCUCAAUCUUUCCCAACAUCAGGGUCUUUUCCAAGGAUUCUUCUCUUCUCAUGAGGUGGCCAAAGUAUUGGAGCCUCAGCUUCACGAUCUGUCCUUCCAGGGAGCACUCAGGGCUGAUUUCCUUAAGAAUGGAUAGGUUUGAUCUUCUUGCAGUCCAUGGGACUCUCAAGAGUGUAUAGAAACAUUUAAUAAAGAAAGUGGAGAUUCUCAGAAGGCUGAGUUCCACGCCCGCUGACAAAUUAUCUGCUUGUGGGGCACAGUUUUGGCAUACACAGAGCCCUGAUUAUGAACGAUUUUUCACAUAUGUGACUGCUGCUUACAUGAUGAGUGUUAAUAAAGCACAAGUAUGGCCUACAACAAAAUGUUGCAAUAUGUGGGGUUCAGAAGUGCCUGCCAGGCAGCCCUGCCCUUUUCUUGAAUACUCCGUCUCACUCCCAUCACCACCAUCAAUCAGCGUUUUGUAGCAGCUGAGCACACUCAGCCCACAUCGGACUCUUUUGGGGUUUCUUACACCAUAGCUGCCAAGUUUUCCCUUUUCUCGCGAGAAAGCCUAUUCAGCAUAAGGGAAUUUCCCUUUAAAAAAGGGAGAACUUGGCAGCUAUGUUCUUACACUGCUUGGUGGGCUUUUCGCCAUAUGGAUUUCGUGUUGUUCUUCAGACCUUGGGCCAAGCUCCCUUGGGUGAUGCUGUUUCGAAUCAUAGAAUAGUAGAGUUGGAUAUGAUCCUGGGGGUCAUCUAGUCCAACCCCCUGCAUUGCAGGAACCUUAACUAAAGCACCCAUGGCAAAUGGUCAUUCAGUCUCUCUCUAAGUUAUCCUAAAAGUACGCACUACCGCUGAUGCACCCAGAACACAAGCCCCGCGCAAACAGGGAGUUGCCUGUGUGUGUAUUGUUAACUGAGAAGGGUGCCUUUGAAACAUGAUUACAAACAAUGAUUUGCCAUUGCAAUCAGUGUUUUAGUUUGCUGUCUUGUUUCUCUUCCGCCCCAAUUAAAGUACCGCAUUUUUCCGUCUAUAAUACGCCCCCAUGUAUAAGAUGCCCCCUAUUUUGGGGGACUCCAAUUUAAGAAAAAAAUCGUGUAUUUUACUAUCCGUGUAUAAGAUGCCCCCAAAUUUUUGACAUUAUUUUUUAGGGGGAAAACCUAGUCUUAUACACAGAAAAAUACGGUAAGUGGAUGCUAGUCCGCUAGGGCGGGGGUCGCCAGCCCUUCUAAAAGGGAAGCUAAGAAGCACAAUGUACAAGUACUCUUCAUAGUAAUUUCUCUUCAAUAGCUCCUUCCAUCUCUCAGUGAUUUUAGCCAAUGAAUGAAGUCGCAAUUGUGAUUGAUAAGGGAGUUGUUUAAACACCAGACACUCUUUGGCUCGCUCUCUGAAUUCAUCAGGUGUUAUUGGCUGCUCAGGCCUGUUUUUAUCCUGACGCCUGCGGUCUCCUCAUGGCUAACUGGUUUGGCUUGCCUGGGAAACCUGUGGGAGUGUGGCCGUCCUGAAUCGUGUCGGGCCCAUCUGCAGUCUACAUUUAAAGCAGCACUAUAGCACUUCAACACCAGUCACAGCUUCCCCCAACGUAUCCUGGGAACUGUAGUUUGUGAAGGGUGCUGAGAGUUCUUAGGAGACCCCUGUUCCCCCUCACAGAGCUGCAGUUCCCAGAGUGGUUUAGCAGUUUAACAGGCAAUCUUUCUUCCCAAGAUGCUCUCGGAACUAUAGCUCUGUGAGGAGAAUAGGAAUCUCCUAGCAAUUUUCAGCGCCUUCCCAAACUACAGUUCCCAGAGUUCUUUGGCAGAGGGAAGCCAUGAGUGUUAAAAGUUGUGUGGUACUGCUUUAUGUGUAUAGUAAUGAUGGUGAUGAUUUAUUAUUUGUACCCCACCCAUCUGAUUGGGUUGCCCCUGCCACUCUACAAAUGGAGCCUAAAUCAGGUCCGUUAAAUUCAAUGAGUCUAUUUGGAGUGCCUGGCUUUUAUUUUAUUUUAUUUUCUCACUCCAGAGCAGUAAGGGUGUUGUUCCAAAGCCUGCAUUCACUCAAACAUGCACCAAGUCCAGUUCAAGAGGCACAAGAUGUACUCUGUGCCCAACCCUUCAUCCUAUUGAUUUAAAUCCAUGGGAGAUUAGUAAGACGUGGGUAUUUAAGGAGGGAGGACACACGGUAGAGGUUUGUUCGCUGAUUUUAAGGGUACAGGUUAUCAGGCAAAACCGAUUGGCUGUGCACCCAGUAUGGGCUGAAGGAAGGACAUUCUUCAGGCAAUAUGUAAUUGACCUGUGGAAUUCACGGCCACAGGAUGUUGUUGUGGUGCUCAGGAGCAGAAGUAGUUAUCAAAAGAGCUUAGAUGAAUGUGUGGGAAAGGGGAGGGGAAGUGUUUAUUAGCCACGAGAGCUAAGAACAGAGCAGGUGCACCUUUUGAUUAUCGGACACAGAUCAAACGGUAGAUAUUUUGUGGGCUAUCCUGGGUACAGCAUACUGGAUUAGACAGGCCCCUGGCCUCAUCCAGUGGAGCUAUUCUCAUGUCCUUCUGACAGUUUCUGAACAAAACAGUUCUGGAACAUGGCCAUGUUUACCCAGCAUUUUCCUAAGAGAGUCAUGCCAACCAGGACUUGACUCCCCUUUGUUGGCAACGGAGUAGCUUGAGACACCUUUAGGAGGUUUGCCUGUGCAGGAGCCCCAGCUGCCAUUUGCGUAUUGGGUGGUGGAGGAGGAAUAAGGACACAUUUUUGCAUAACUGCAAGAAAAGCAGAAACUCUUCCUCCUCCCUCCUACAAAGAACAGAGGUGGAAAACACCCCCUUUUUACUGCAAAACACCUCACAAGCUUGAGAGUACUUUCUAAAACAGAAUAAAAAUUUAAAAAAAUAAUCUGCUGUUGAGUGAUCCUUUAAUAAAUGCAAUGUUCAAGAUCCAUUAUUUCGUGUUUACUCACUGUGCCUGUGCGCCAGAGCUUAAUUCUCCCCUUGUUUACACGGACUUGCAUCUGGAGCUAACCUCUUUGGGUGGGGCCUCUUUUUUCUGCUUAGGCCAGAGCAGGGUGUGUGUUGGGUUAGGACACUGGAAGCCAGAGUUCAAAUCCACACUCAGCUGCAACGCUCACUGGAUAUACCUUUGGGCCAUCUGCUAGGUGGUAUCCAGCCAAAUCCUAUGCAGAGUAGACCCAUUGAAGUUAAUGAACUAAAGUUAGCUAUGCCCAUUGUUUAGUGCAGGGGUCAGCAACCUUUUUCAGCCGUGGGCCGGUCCACAGUCCCUCAGACCAUGUGGUGGGCCGGACUAUAUUUUGGGGGGGGGAUGAACAAAUUCCUAUGCCCCACAAAUAACCCAGAGAUGCAUUUUAAAUUAAAGCACACAUUCUACUCAUGUAAAAACACGCUGAUUCCUGGACCGUCUUUGGGCCAGAUUGAGAAGGCGAUUGGGCCGCAUCCAGCCCUCAGGCCUUAGGUUGCCUACCCCUGGUUUAGUGGGUCUACUCUAGGACUAGCACUGAAUAUAGCCCCCUGUCUCUCAGCCUAACCUACCUCGCAGGGUGGUUGUGAGAAUAAAUCAGGGAGAGGGGGAGAGUAGCAGGUAUGCCUCCUUGAGCUCCUUGGAGGAAAUAAAAGUAAGAUUAGAAUAGAAUAGAAUAGAAUAGAAUAGAAUAGAAUACUCCAAGGCCUCAGCAGUGUGGUGAAAACAAUAUCUAGUAACACUGAGGUGGUAGAUGGUGCUAACUGGCCCCCAGUCCAUAUUUGGAAAUAUUUCAUCAUGGUGCUUUUGGGGGGGCGUUUAUUUGUGGAGAGGACUUUCAGCAGCCAUUAAGCUAAAUGGAGACUCCAUGCUCAGCAGCAGUGUACCUGCUGAAUAGCAAUUCCUGGAGAGCAAGAGCAGGGAAAGGCUGUUUCAUUCAAGGUCUGUUUAGCAGCUCUCUGAAGGCUAAGGCUGGCCAGUGAAGGGAACAAACUGUUGGGCUAGAGAGUCUCCUAGUCUGAUCAAGCAGUGCUUUUCUUAGGUUCUUAAGAUUCAGAAAUAAGUCUUCUGUUGUGACGGGGAACAGUUAUCUGUAACUAGAAGGUGCAGAUCCUGACGAUAUUGAAUUAGGUGAUAUGGGUAGGGAUGGGAGGGGUUUUUUUGUUGGGGGGAGGGUUUGAAAACAAGACUCUGAAGGGUGUAAUCCAAAAGGUAUUUUCCCACAAACUAUCUACCUAAGUGAGCCCUGAAUGUGUUUUAAAGUGCCGCUUGGCUCAGGCCACCAGCCAGAGAAACUUUAUAAACACUUUUUCUCUCUCUUUUUUUUGAAGUCACAAAUUGGUGUUGGAUGGUGAGCAAGCUGGUGAAACUCUGGUGGGCUUAUGUGCAAGGCUGGAGGAAUGGAUGGAAUCUGGCCAUGUAGCAGGGCUUGUUUUUACUAGAAGGGGGAGAGCACCCAGCCUCGGGGGGGGGGGGGGGGAGGAUGGCAGGACAUGUUUCUUAAGUGAAAAGUUUGCUUCAUUGCCGCCAUCAUUGUAUUUUAUAAAUGUAUAUCCCGCUUUUUGCCACCCGGGUCUCAAAGUGGCUUAAAACUAUAUGCAAUAUGCAAAGUUCUGAACAUGAAUUCAAAACCUCAGAAAUCCACAGGAACACGUUCCUUCAGAAAGGCGCAGCCACAACCAAGCAGCUAGAGAGUCCAGUAUGCAGCAGGCGCAGGACGGGGGGAGCAAAUGGAUCAUGAUAUAAGUGGGAACAAGUUCUAAAUUCAAGAUGCUUGGGAUAACUUGAGCAGCCUGCCUGCUUCCUGCCACCACCACCCUCUUUUUUUAAAAAAAAAAAAGUCCAGUUUUAAUAUACUCAUUCCCACCACCUCCUUGCCCCUUUCUUUUCUAUUUUCCUGGACAAGAGUAAAGCGCCCAGAGCAAUAUAGGCAGCCCCUGGGAAGCAACCCUAAUAGGCUUGGGAAGUGUGUGUGCGCACGCUGAGAGUGUUGAGAAUGCUCCUUUCCCUUUCGUUACCCCCCCCUCCCUUCUUGAAGCACAGCUGGCUGGCUGGCUGGCUGUCUCUGAGCUAGCUGGGUUCCCUCUCUCUCCCAGAGAGCAUCCUCCUUCCUCAAAGGCAACCAGGCAGGGGACUGAGCUGUCUCCCUCCCCUGCUCUCUUUCACCUGCCCUCCAGCCAGUAGGAGGGGAGGUCGGGUGAGCGGAGGGGGUGGGGCGUGGCCACGGGGCCAGGGCUCUCCUGCCAAUCACCAUCACUUCUGACACCAGACCGCUCCCCCUUCCUACUCUCCGCCACUGAACUGAGCUGGUGCCCAAGUGGAUUCCCAGGGAGGACCGUCAGCAGCAAUGACAUCAGUAUUUUGAACCAACUUGUUAUUCGGGGAGCAAUCAGUUGCAAUUAGGUAUUAAUUAAGUAUUAUGAAAGUUGAUUAUUUAAGUGAAUUCGGCUUUCGUCUCUCCGACUAUGCUGAAAGAACUAUAUGCACUGACAGAACCUCAGGUAACCCCAAGAUGGCUGCCAAGCGCAAAGGUGGCUUGAAGCUGAAUGCGAUCUGUGCUAAGCUCAGCCGCCAGGUCGUUGUUGACCACAAGGGACCCGAGCGGGCGCAUGCCGACAAGCCUCCCCUGGGCCGGGAGAGCGCUGGUGGGGGCACCCUCACCACCGCAAAGGACAUCGCCCGGCCUGGGGCCAAGGAGCUGGGCCCAGAGUUCCCCGAGGGGGUCGACCGCGUGCAGAAGAUUGAGGAGGACAAGCGAAGGGAGGUGAUUGAAAAGUGGGUCAACGGGGAGUACAGCGAAGACUCCUUGCUGGGGCGCAUCGAGAGCAAGGAACCGAGGGGCUCCGAGGGUGCUGAGGUGCCCCCCGAAGGCGUGUAUAUGGUGCAACCCAAGGGGUGCAGUGAUGAAGAGGACAAUGUGGACGAGGCUGAGCCGCUGAGGGGACCCCAAGAUGGGAGCAGCUUCCUGGAUGAACGGGAUUCGGAUGGGCCUCCCUCGAAGGAUGAAAGCUUCCGGGGUCCCAGCAGCGAGGUGGUCUCCAAGCUAGGUGGAGGAGCUGCCUCAGGGGAGGCCUCGUCUCUGCGGGACUACGCCGCCACCACCAUGAACGAGUUCCUGGGCAUGUUUGGCUAUGAUGACCAGAACAUGCGGGACGAGCUGGCUCGCAAGAUCAGCUUUGAGAAGCUAAACGCCGCUACCUCAGAGGCCACCGCCGCUGCUGUCGUGGCCACCUCCCUAUCUGGCGAGGACGCCAUGAGCAAGCGAGCCCGCCUCUCCAAGUACGAAGAGUACAUCCGCAAGCUGAAGGCCGGCGAGCAAGUCCCGUGGCCGAUUCACCCAGCUAAGACCGAGGAGAUGACCACCAAGCUUGGCAAGGAGGCCCCGACCACCCUGGGGCAAGUGAUCCGGCUGCCCACUCCCGACACCUCCCUCCUGCCGGAGACGAAAGCCACCAUUUUGCCUCUGCCUUCCCCCAGCAGUUCCCAGAUCCAAGGGCUGAUGUCUCGGGCCUCCAAGUACGACUUCUUCAUCCAGAAGCUGAAGACGGGCGAGAGCCUCCGGCCGCAGAACGGCAACACCUACAAGAAGGCCUCCAAGUACGACCUGGAGAACGUCAAGUACCUGCACCUCUUCAAGCCGGGGGAAGGGAGCCCGGACAUGGGAGGGGCCAUCGCCUUCAAGACCGGCAAAGUGGGGCGCCCCUCUAAGUACGAUGUCAGGAACAUCCAGAAGCUGACCCCGGUCAAAGCGCCAGCACCCAGCUUGGGCCCCGCCCCUCUCGCCAGCACCCCCAGCACCGCUCCAGUGGCCGGACCCGAGCAGCCAGUAUCUUUGCCCUUCAACACUCCAGAGUACCUGAAAUCCACGUUUUCCAAGACGGACUCCAUCACAACUGGAACGGUUUCCACUGUUAAGAACGGAUUAACCACUGACAAACCAGCUGUCACCGAAGAUGUAAAUAUUUACCAGAAAUAUAUUGCCAGGUUUUCCGGAAGCCAGCACUGCGGACACAUUCACUGUGCAUACCAAUACCGAGAACAUUAUCACUGCCUUGACCCAGAGUGUAACUAUCAGAGAUUCACAAGCAAGCAAGAUGUGAUCCGGCAUUACAACAUGCACAAGAAGCGGGACAAUUCCCUCCAGCACGGCUUCAUGCGCUUCAGCCCGCUCGACGACUGCAGCGUUUACUAUCAUGGCUGCCACCUGAAUGGGAAAAGCACACACUACCACUGCAUGCAGGUGGGCUGUAACAAAGUCUAUACCAGCACUUCCGACGUAAUGACCCAUGAGAACUUCCACAAGAAGAACACCCAGCUCAUCAAUGAUGGAUUCCAGCGGUUUCGGGCCACGGAGGACUGUGGCACAGUGGACUGCCAGUUCUACGGGCAGAAGACCACUCACUUCCAUUGCAGGCGUCCUGGUUGCACUUUCACCUUCAAGAACAAGUGCGACAUUGAGAAGCACAAGAGCUACCACAUCAAGGACGACGCCUAUGCCAAGGACGGUUUCAAGAAGUUCUACAAGUACGAGGAGUGCAAGUACGAAGGCUGCGUCUACAGCAAGGCCACCAACCACUUCCACUGCAUCCGGCCCGGCUGUGGCUUCACCUUCACCUCCACCAGCCAGAUGACCUCCCACAAGCGCAAGCAUGAGCGCCGCCACAUCCGCAGCUCGGGCGUGCUGGGCCUGCCCGCCUCCCUCCUGGGGGCCAAGGACAACGAGCAGGAGGAGUCCAGCAAUGACGACCUCAUUGAUUUCUCCGCCAUGAGCUCUAAGAACUCCAGCCUGAGUGCCUCCCCCACCAGUCAGCAGUCUUCCAUCUCCCUGGUCGUCCCGGGAGCACCCUCCUCGGCGGCAGAGCUCUCGGCCUCGCAGGCCUCCAGCAAACCCAACAACAUGCCGACGGCUUCGAAGAUCCCCGGCCUACUCUCCCAAGCCCUCCCAAGCAAUAUCCCUUUGGCGCUGGCACUCUCCAACGCAGCACUUCCCGGAACGGCGGGCUCUUACUUCCCUAUCCUCCCCAGCCGGGUCGCCACCCCGCUGCCCGCCGGCUCCGCCAGCUUGAUAGCCGCCAGCGCUUCCGGCACCAACCCAGCGCCGUCUGCCAGCUCCCCUUCUUCCCAGGCCAUCUCAGGUUCCAGCGAGGCAGCGGUCACCUCUUCCCCAACUCCAGCAGCAUCCAUCAUGGAGAGGAUCUCCGCCAGCAAAGGCCUGAUUUCACCAAUGAUGGCCAGGCUGGCUGCUGCAGCACUUAAGCCCUCUGUGGCUGUGGAGGCAGGGAACGGACAACCAACCACUCCUGGACGGUUUAACCCAGCUCAGAUUAAGCAGGAGGCUACAGAGAAUCCAGGCUCUGGGUCCACCGUGACCCAGGAUUCCUUGCAGGAGCACAGCUUGGACCUGAGUGUGAAGGAUCAUGGUAAUGAAUCAAAUGGCCACACAGUCUCGGCAAAUUCAUCUCUUUUAUCCUCGCUUAUGAAUAAGAUGUCUCAGACCAACCCCAACCUCGGCAACCUUCUUGGCUUGAAGGUGGAGGCUGACGGCAGCCCUCUGGGAGCUUCAGGUGAUGCCACGCAAUACCUGGGCAAGACAGUGAAGGCUCUUGUCCAGGAGAAACUCUCUGAGCCCUGGAAGAUGUACUUGCGCAGAUUUGGUACCAAGGACUUCUGCGAUGCUCAGUGUGACUUUCUUCAUAAAGUGCAUUUCCACUGUGUGGUGGAAGAAUGUGGAGCCCUCUUCAGCACCUUGGAUGGAGCCAUCAAGCACGCUAAUUUCCACUUCCGAACAGAUGGCGGAGCUGUGAAAGGAAGCUCUGAAUUCUCUUUCCCAACCGCUGCUGAGACCAAGGCUUCCUUAGCCCCUUCGUCACCCUCAGCUUCUUCUUCUGCUGCUCUGGCCAACACCUCUGCCCCAGAUGUGCCCACCCCGAGCUCGGUGACUGUGCCCUCCACUCCCACCCUCCUGGCCUGGAAACAACUGGCUUCCACCAUCUCUCAGAUCCCCACAUCAGUGCCUAACCUGGCCACGUCCCCCUUGACGACGACUUCCCUCGAGAACGCAAAGCCUCAGGUCAAACCUGGCUUCCUCCAGUUCCAGGAGAAUGAUCCAUGCCUGGCAACAGAUUGCAAGUAUGCCAACAAAUUCCACUUCCACUGUCUGUUUGGGAACUGCAAGUACGUGUGCAAAACCUCCGGGAAGGCAGAGUCCCACUGCCUCGACCACAUCAACCCCAACAACAACCUCGUGAAUGUGCGAGACCAGUUUGCUUAUUACUCCCUGCAAUGUCUCUGUCCUAACCAGCACUGUGAGUUCCGAAUGCGAGGGCAUUACCACUGUCUUCGCCCUGGCUGCUUUUUUGUGACCAACAUCACCACCAAACUCCCCUGGCACGUGAAGAAGCACGAGAAGGCAGAGCGCAGAGCAGCCAACGGCUUCAAGUACUUCACCAAGAGGGAAGAGUGCGGCAGGCUAGGUUGCAAGUACAACCAAGUGAACAGCCAUUUCCAUUGCAUUCGUGAAGGCUGCCAGUUCUCCUUCCUCCUGAAGCAUCAGAUGACGUCCCAUGCUAGGAAGCACAUGAGGAGGAUGCUGGGGAAGAACUUCGACCGUGUUCCCACUCAGGUUAUUGGACACACUCCAAGGAACGAAAACCUCCCCCAAGUCAGCAGCAUGGCUCCCAGCCCAGCCUCAUCAGGGACUCCUGCUUCCUUCCAGGGACCCCAAAGUAUGAUGGAUACCGAGACAGAUGAGUACAUUGACUACACUGGAUGCAGCCCUGGUGGCAUCUCCUCCGAGUCCUCCAAUAUGGACCGCAGCUGCUCCAGCACGCCAGUGGGCAACGAAAGCACUUCAGCCGGGAACACCAUCACCAUGCCAACCGCUGCAGGGGCCAAGAAGCGCUUCUGGAUCAUUGAGGACAUGUCCCCAUUUGGCAAGCGGCGCAAAACGGCCUCCUCACGCAAGAUGCUGGACGAAGGAAUGAUGCUGGAGGGCUUUCGGCGCUACGACCUCUAUGAAGACUGCAAGGAUGCCAGCUGCCAGUUCUCACUGAAGGUCACCCACUACCACUGCACAAGGGAGAACUGCGGCUACAAGUUUUGCGGACGCACCCACAUGUACAAGCAUGCCCAGCACCAUGACCGCGUCGACAACCUGGUGCUGGAUGACUUCAAGCGCUUCAAGUCCUCCCUGAGCUGCAACUUCCCCGACUGCCAGUUCUCGGGAAACAGCACGCACUUCCACUGCCUGCGCUGUGGCUUCCGCUGCACCGACAGCACCAAGGUGACAGCCCACCGCAAGCACCAUGGCAAGCAGGACGUCAUCAGUGCCGCAGGCUUCUGCCAGUUCAGCUCCAGCGUGGACUGCGAGGUGCCCGACUGCAAGUACAAACUCAAGUGCUCCCACUUCCACUGCACCUACCCCGGCUGCAAGCACACGGUGGUGGGCAUGUCGCAGAUGGACUCGCACAAGCGCAAGCACGAGAAACAGGAGCGCGGAGAGCUGCCGGCCAUCUCUCCGGGCCCCGAGACCCUCCCGCCCUCCACAAUCGAGUACGAUGCGCAGAACUCUUCCGUCAACCUUGACAGCUCGCUCAACCUUGGCACUGACACAAACAGCUCCCUCUUCUUCCUGCAGAACGCGGCGGGCGUGGGCCUCAACGACUCCUUGGAUCUCAGCCAGAAAUUGCCAGAGGCUGGAGGUGCUGCCCCUUCCCCCGCUGGGGAGGGUGGGGCCCCCGUGGAGAGCGAGCGGCUUCCAGCCAGCUGCGGCAACGUAGAGGACGACUCCUCCCACGAGGAGGACGACGAUGAGGAGGAAAUGAAUGAGGAAGACGAGGAGGAGGAAGAUGACGAUGAUGACGACGACGACGAGGAGGAAGAUCUGAACACAGACUCUGAAGAGUCACUUCCUGACUCCCAGGCCAUGCCUGCUAAGGACGUUAGGGAACUGGGGGAGGCUGCUUCUCCUUCUGCAGUCCACAGCGAUGCUUCCAGACCUCCAGGCGAGCAAGCCCCCGCCCCCGAGGCCUCCCCUUAACUUAUAGACAGCAGCAGCAGGGUUUUUUGAUCUUUUAAAAAGUAAGAAACUGAAUUAAAUGAGAGGACCCCGCUAUGUGAGGCGAGAACAAACGCUGUAACGACAAGCAGCAAAGAGAAACACACACACCCAACUCUACCCCAGGAAGUGCACAAGAUAACGAGGAAGCCGCUUAAUCCUUGGACCAUGCAAAAAAAAAGGAAAGAAGCCUUGUGCCCAUGGGAAGGGCAGGGGGGAGGCGGAGGGACCCAUCUGUUGGGACGCACAUGUUUACAGGGUGGCAGACGGCAAAUCUUUUUACUAAUAUGCAGAUGGGUUGGGCCAUGGAGAAGUGACCCUCCUUCUCCUGGAUGGAUGUGCUAACCAUAAGGGCAAAUGUCUCCCCUGCCACUUCCCCCAAAAUCUCCCCUUGUUGGUUUGGAGGGGGAGUGGAGUUGUUUCUUUUCCUCUUUAACUUCUAUUUUAUUUCCCUGUUUUCAUUUUGUCCUUUAACACUCCUCCCAUUCUCAGGGAGAGGGGGCAGCUAGCAUCCGAUGGUGAAUAUUAGGGGGUGACAAUAAUAAUAUAUUAUGAGGAUUUGGUUCCUUUAAGCCACAAAAGCGAAGUUAUUCGCCAUUAGGCAUAAUUGGGGUUGGGGGAGGGUAUCAGUCAUACUUCUAUUUUUCUCUCUCCUCUCUUCUCCAACAUCAAAUGAACAGGAGAAAUGGGGGUCUCAGGCAGCUUGGGUUGGUUGGGAAAUGGGCUAUUUAUUGUCAGUUUUUAAAAAAAAUAAAGAGAAAGAGAAGCAUUAAUGAACUGAACGGGGCUGGGAAUAUGCGGAUACUUCUCUGAUCCUCUUUGUUAUUAAAGAAUAAUAAUAAUAUUAAUCUUUUUUUAAGGAAGAAAGAACUUAUUUAUAUUGUGACACUCCCACACCUGAGUGGGGAGUGUUCCUUUUCUGGUGGGGCUCUGACCGGUGGCAGCAAGUAUGGGGUACGGCACUGAAAAGAACCCUUGGUUGUGAAAGGGAGGUUUGGAUUUAACCAGACCCAACCCAAACACCGCUGCCUUGCGGAGAGGGGGUGCCAACUGCUUCUUUUCCAGACUGCAGAGCCACCCCCAACAAGUAGGGUAGAGACCCAGGAGCUCAGGAUACCCCUCCACCUUGCUGCUAAUGAAAGAAGAGGAGGUGGAAGAUGCAAGUACCUCAUAAAGAGUAAGCAGGCCCAAGUAGUACUUGGUCUUACUGGGGGGUGGCUUGUUUAGCUACAGGAAGGAAGCAGAGGUGUUACCCUUCUCUACCAUUGUCCCCACCUGCGGUAUUGAGCUUUGCACCCCAUUUAAGCAUGCUUUAUGAAGGCUGAAAGAGGGCAUGCGUCUUCUAGUGGGAACAAGUUGGGGGAGGAGAAUAUUAGCUACUACAACCCAUCCCAUCAAGCCACACGUAGGGCUCUUACCUUAAGAUUCUCUGGCAGGAAGGGUGAUGCUCUUCUGAAUCCCAAGACAGAAAUGUUUCCUGUCCCUUCGCCCUUUGUGGAGCUGUGGAAAGGAAGAGGCCACUUGAAUUGGUUGCUCCACAGCAAACUCAUUUGGCAUACAAAUAAUCUAAUGUCCCCUUGCCCACCUGUCCCACACGCCCCCUGGUCACCAGAUCAGGCAUAUCCUAAAAGGGGAAGGGCAUGUUUUUUUUAAAAAAAAACAAAGAAGGAAACAGGCACCCACAAUGGCUCUGCAGAUCUCCAUAGAUCCUUUGCUUCCAAUACGUUGGUGGUUUUAAGUCAUUAAAAGCUAAUGAAACCAGCCACACACAACAACACUUGUGUCUAACAGACAUGCCAUUUUAGUGCAAAAAAGGCUGAGAGCUUUAUUAGUCUUAGUUUUUGAAUAUCCCUCUCAAACAAUCACACCCCAAACAACUUGACAGUUCAACAGUAAGAAUGUGGUCCACAACCACUUUUUAAAGUUUCUUAAAAUAUUAACAGUUAGGGAAAGGAGGAGGAAAACUAAAAGAGUGGCAAAGAAAAGGAUAAAGGAUAUGUCCAGGGAAACAAGAUAGCUGUACAGUAUUUUUGCCCCUGUAAAGGUUACGAAUAGAUAUAGAGAUAUAUAGAAAUAUAUAGAACAGAGAGAAAGGAGCCAUACCAAGAUAAUACUCUGUGAGUAUCCAGUGAAGAAUGCUACCCUAAGGAACAGACCCUUCAACAUCCUAUUUGGUUGCUCACCAACAAUUAUCUCCUUCACACACGUGUGGACACUAAUUCAAACCACCUCCAGCUAGCCAAAAAACAUGUUAAGGGGCAAAAGCUAAAGAAACUCUCAGUAUAGAGCAUCAAGUGAUUCUGAAUUUGAAUUUCAGCCAGGCAGACAUUUUAAAAGAGACACAGGAAAAGCCCUGUCAUUUAAUGAAACACGCUUCAUGCACUCUCUCUUAUCCACAAACACACUCCAAUUUGGUUUGUAAUAAUAUGCAUAGGGUGCUUUUUUGUUUGUUCUUCAUUUUAUUUUGGGAGGUUGGGGACAAUUGUUUCCUCAAGAACCAUCUCAGCCUCCUAUGACUCUUCCCACAACUUUAAAAGAAAAAGGUUGAACCUCAUUCAUGACUGUUUCUGGAUUUUUAUAAAACAAAUUAAUGAUUAGCCAUUUCAAACAUUUUUUUUCUAAAAAAGAAACCUCACCAAGAGCCUACUUUUUCCUGGUAGUUUUGACUUGGCAAAGGUGCUCCUUGGAACAUCUAGAAUGGUAGAAAGUCUCCACACUGCUGCCGCCUCCACUUUUUUAAAUUCCAGGAUGGGGCAGGUUAUGGUCACACCAUAGGUCACAUCAACAGAUGCACAUCAAAAUUACCUGAGAGAAUUGGCACAAUGAGGUCUUACUCUUCCCUGUCCUCUCAGUCUUGAAAGGACCUGAGUUUGGUGAACAUGGCAGUGACAUAUUUAUGUUUAAGAAGCUUGGACAAACUCUCAGCACAUUCUUAUCCCCCUCCUGUUCUCACCACUUAGGUGCAUAGCUGCCAAGUUUUCCCUUUUCUCGCGAGGAAGCCUAUUCAGCAUAAGGGAAUUUCCCUUAAAAAAAGGGAGAACUUGGCAGCUAUGCUUAGGUGUCUCGCUAAAAGGUGCUACAGAAAACUCUUGCUUGUGGUCAAGGUUUUGGAAACCUGUGAUGCACUGCAGGGAGAGAGGCAAUGAAUAAGCCCUUUUUAUGUUUCUAUACAUUUUUGGGUCUUUAAUACAAGCAGGCAGUUACGACCCUCUGGUGGUUGCAGGGUAGUAAGAUGGGCUGCUCUGGGGUUCUGGUCCACUGGUGUUGGCCAUAGAAGCCAGUGAUUACUAGUGGGCAAGAAAGGAAGGGGUGGGCAGAGAAGAAUUUGAAGAACAGGUACAGUUUACAUUAGCCAGUUAUGCACCCCUUCCUGUUUGGAUAUCAUUGCAAUUGUUAUUCCCCACUGAGAAUCACCCAGUAACCAGUUUCCCCAUCGUUUCGACCACCUUCAGUUCCAACAAAAAGCCUGCCAAGUUGAACUAGUUUUAACACCUAAUGACUGGUCCCUCUAUACUUCCCCAGUUUCACAACCUUCUCCACCUCCUUCUCUGCCUAAAACAAAAAGAAUGAAAAAACAGGUCUUUAUAUUUAUAUAUAUGUUAAAUGUUUAUCAGCUGCAUCCUGAUGGACAUCCGGAAGAAGCACUUCAGUGUCCCCAGGUGUUAAGAGGAGGACUUAAAAGUUCAGAGCAAGCGUAAAUGUUUGGAUGGACCUAAGCGUGUCAUUUUACAGAGCAGGAGAGGCCACCAGUUAGCAACAAAGCAAGAUUAUUCAACCUUUCCCGCCCCCCACACACACACAACCUAACCUUUCCUGAUUCUGUGUCCUCUGAUCCCACUCAGAACGCAAAUUUGGACAUGGUAAAAUUUAGCAUGGCUGAAAGUAUAGGGUUGAUAAAUGCGUCCUCUGUGCAGGAGGGGGGGAACUCACCUGUUCCCGCUGCCCCAGGGCAGGCUCACAUUCAUGUCCUGUAUCCCAUGGAAAUUUAGUAGCUGGGCCCCAAGCAUAAGUGAUGGUGGUGCUGAUGAUGUCCAGAGAAGAUGUCGAGGUUUAGGCAGCCAGUUUGCACCUCUCCAGGACGACAGCUGGUGGCAUAGAUUUAAAAGGCAUAUUAUGCUUUGGCAGCUAUUGCUGAAAUGGAGCCAGCAGAAUAUAGAACUUGGUGGCUUUAAGGGGACCAUGUAUUUUGGGGGGGGGAGGGUCAAGAGCAAGAGAGAGUUUUAAAAACCAAACCUCUGAAACCCUAAGUGUAGAUCCUUUCAUUACUGCUUUGUCAUUGAAAAGGGGGGAGGGGAGGAACCUAGCCACCAAAUAAAUAAAUAAAUUAUUAUAAAGUUCACCGGUAUUGAAAGAGAACUGUAUUUCAAUAUAGAAAAAGAAAUGGUGUUUGUUUUUAAUGGCCCUAGAUUUUUAAAAGGAAAACACACACAUACACACAAGAACAGGAAGACAAAAAUAUGAGGGAGAAAUUCUAGCCUUUUGUAAAAUCCAUAUUGCACACUAGGACUAUAAGCCAUUGCUAGCUCAUUUUGAAUUUAAAAAUGUGUACUUUCUUUUGUUGUUGUUUUUAUUUUAUUUUAUUUCUUUCUGUGUGGGAGGGGUGGGGAGGGAGAAAAAGAAGAAGUGAUGCUUGAACUACCAAUGCUCUUUUUAAUGUUUUAUAAAUAUGUAUGUGUAUAUAUAUAAAUAUAAAUAUAAUAUGUAUGCACAUAUAUAUAUAUGUGUGUGUAUAUAUCUAUAUGUAUAUACCUAUAUAUAUAGAUAUAUAGCUAUAUAUAGGUUUUGAGACAAAAAAUAAUAAUGCAGAAAGUGAAAAAAAAAUCCUAACAGGAUGGUGUGCUCUGAUUUUACUUGAAUUUGGUCUUCUCAGCACCUACGUUAUUAAGAACUGAAUAUUUUUCCACUUGAAUUUAGUGCUAUUAGAAAUUUAAUAUAUGUGUUUUAUUUAUUUGAUUUUUUUUGCAUGACUGAUGCAAGGUUUGACAUUUUCACUCAAUAAAAACUGGAAAAAAACCAAACAAACAAAAAGCCAACCAA
Zootoca vivipara (common lizard) is the source of this 49304-nucleotide messenger RNA. The record is from RefSeq and is a predicted model, not a curated record. NCBI's taxonomy places the organism in Eukaryota, Metazoa, Chordata, Lepidosauria, Squamata, Lacertidae.